This is a messenger RNA of Pelobates cultripes (western spadefoot toad), 53039 nucleotides long. The record is from the annotation of a GenBank genome assembly. Lineage: Eukaryota; Metazoa; Chordata; Amphibia; Anura; Pelobatidae.
AUUUAUAUGAUCUCAAGGAAUUCAGAAACCCUGUCCAACAUUCCUGUUUAGGUGGAGGAUGGGCUUUAAACAUUAUAUAAUCCCUGUCUCUUAUUUUGCUUUCUUCUUCCAACAGGAGAAUCUUCCAAACAUGAUCCUACCUUCAAGGGUCCCAUCAAGUCUCGGUGAGUGAGUUGGACGUUUAAAUGUUUGCUCUUGUCUUUGUCUGCUAUGCUUCUUGCUAAAUGUCAGUGUCCUUCUCUCUUUCCAGGAGCUGCACGGACAUCAUAUGCUGUGUCCUCUUCAUGGCUUUUAUUGGGGGAUAUAUUGUAGUUGGAAUAAUGGGUAAGAAUCUGAUUUAUGCUACGCAAGUGCAUUUCCCACCAAUACCUACAGGGGGCGUAUCUGUAAAAAGUGUGACUUUCUUUCAUUACACAAAAAGUGCAAACCUGCUCUUCAACUCUGUACAGUGGACGGGCAAUUUGUAGGAAUGAUUAGCGGAUGGAAUGAUUUUAAACAGCCAAGAGAUGUAAGAUCGUUUCUGCUCCUCUCUGGGCAGUUUACAAACUAUAGAUCUGACUCCUGUAUAAAUGCCAUAAAGAUCUAACAGACUAAUAAAUAGAGAAACACAAAACAGACUGGCAGUGUGUGUAUAUAUAUAUAUACUGCCAGUCUGUUUUGUGUUUCUCUAUUUAUUAGUCUGUUGUGGAAAUUAAGGGGUAGAUAAUUUUGCAGAUGGGGUGUAUACAUAGAUUGGGGUGGAUAGGAGUUAUGGGUUAGUGAGUUAAGCCUCAGGGGUCAGUGUGUGAUUUGACACUAGGAGAGAAGGAUUUAAAUGGCUAAAUUCAUGACGAUUAGCAUUACGAAAGGUCACAAUACUCAAUAUGAACAUGCAUUUCAUUUAACAAAUGUUCAUAUUGAGUUUCAGCUCUGACAACCUGGUUAAAUCCAGCUAGGGUUCAAACAUUUCCUAAGCUAUUGAAGUGUUUUGUGUUUCAUUGGGUGUUAAAUACCGUUCUGAAUAGUGUAACUAGCACUGAACAACAGUAUCUCAUUUCGUAUUAUUCCUUUACACUGUACCCAUUGUACUGGAAGUCCCACGAGAGGGGCAUUAUACACCUGUAAUAAAAUAAACUACCUGUGUGAAGUGUCAUUUAAUAAUACGUUUCUUGUUUAUGGUUGAAAAUGAAUCCGUUUUACAGGUAGUGCUCAGAGAAUAGGAGUGUCAUCCUCAGACUUGUCUUUUAUUUCCAGUAAUUCUGUGUCAGUGGACUGGUAGUGAAUGAUGGAAAUGGUAGAAUAGCUGAUGUAAAGGGCCAAAGUCGGACAGCCCCUGUUCUAGAAGCCAAGGAUCUGCUUCCUAGACUGAUACAGAACACUGUACUCCAACCACUGUAUUACAUAGAUAGUGUGUUAUCCUUUAGCUAACAUUCCCGUGUUCUUUGUUUCUGUAGUCAUAUCCUCACAUAUGGACUCAUCAGGCAGUAGCCUCUGAUAACGGACACUCUGCUAUCUUAUCAAUUGUGUGAAUUCCUUAAUUUAAGAUGAGAAAUCUUAGAGAUAAUCUAUAGAAAGCCUCACUGACCUGUUUUAUCGCCUUAGAUAAGAUUUAUCUUAAAUCAAUGACAAUUCAUAGCGUGUGACAGGUGAUACACAGCAAAGGUAACGUGAUCUACUGGCAGGGAUUACAAGCGAAUGCAAAUCCUGUGUGCUCUGUAUUAGUGUCAUGUAGCGGGAUGAUCAGAUUUAAGUAAAUGCCACCAGCAGGCUAGUGGCUAUCAGUACCUGUCUCACAGUCUGAUCUUUAUUUACAUUUAUUGUAAAUGUUACAACAUGUCACAGAAUGGUUGGUUGAUUAGGGAGAGAUUAUAACAGGGUUAUUUACUAAAGGGAAAAUCCAACGUGAAUUUAAAGUGAUUUCUAAAUUCAAGGUCAAAAUAGCAGAACCAGAGAAAUUCAGCUACGCUUUCCGUCCAACUACUCUGGCCUGAAACUUCAAUUCACUUUGACUUCUCACUUUAGUAAUUAACAUGCAGAUCAAAUGUUUCUGCUUUGUAACCUCUACUAGCACUACUGCGUAUACAAUGUCUGUUAAUCACUUAAUAUACACAUAAUCACAUCAGGUAAAUUGGGUCCGGCCACGUGAUAACACUUGGAGAUUUUGUCUCCUUUACAUCUCAGGCUGAAUCUUCUCAGUCACGUCUAUUUCUUUCUGUCCAAACGUCUUUUAUAUCUAAGACAAGUUUCAUUGUUUCCCUAAUGCACCUUGUCUUUCUCACCACUUAGUCUCUAACCCGUAGUCUACCUCCAUCCUCGGGUCUUCUACUGUCCGUCCAUAAGCAUCAUUAAUUAAAGUUUCCAGUUCUCUUAUCUGUAGUUCCACCAGUUCCCUGGUGUCUUAACCUCUGUCUCCUCAAUCCACAGGUCUCUACCUCUUUCUGCAUUGUGCUUCUGUACUCUAUUCAUUCGAUCUCCCCUUUAACAAUCCUCUAUUCUUCCCUCAUGCCAUUGAUUGUCCAUGUUGAUUCUCCCUCCCCACAUGAACAUUCUGCCCUUUUAGCCGAUUUAGGUAAACCUUUCUCCUGCCAAUAACUUAAAGCUUUGAUUUGUAAUCAGUAUUAUGAGAACUCCCAAUCCAAUGCGUUGGCAGGUGGACCCUUUUUAACUUUGUGUUAUUAUGGAAACAUUUAGUGAGUAACAGAAUGUACACAAUGGUUUGAGUUAAUAUUUUUUUCUUUGUCGGUUUUACCUUGAAGAGAAAAAAAGUGACUGCUUUAUCUCUGAACAGCCAUAUAAUGACUUAUGCAAUAAGCUUUUGUAAGCAAAUACUGGUCAAAUAGCGAGACUAUUCACAUCUAUAAAUAGUCACUAAACAGCGAGAUGGCUGCAUUUACAAUCUGAUCAUCUCGCUACACAAUGCCUAAACACGGAACUCCCAGAAUUCACAAUCACCCAUGAUCCACCAGGUUCUAUUUCCCUACUAGAUUAUAACGUGUUAUUCAUUAAGAUAAAUCUUAUCUAAUGUGAUAAAACCAUGUCAGGGUGUCUGAAUACAUUAUCGAUAGGAUUUUGUGUUGUAUAAUAAACAGUUAUCAUGCUAUCUCGCUUUCUGUCAAUCACUCUUCCCAGCUUCCAUACGCUCAUCUUUCCACACAGGCUCUUCCAUUCUUUUUCUUGCUUUUUGUUUGUCCUUGUUCUUCCAAUCUGUCUCCCUCCACAUUCCUCUCCAUGUUGGAUUUUUUAUUUUCUUAUUUUCAGCCUCCUUUCUGAUUGCCAGAAUUUCUGGCUUUGGGAAAAGAUAACCGGUGAAGGGAACAAGUUAUCUCUGCCUUCUCCUUGCUCAUUGAUUACUUUUGCUCAUCCUAUCACAAUCCUGUACUCCCAACUGAGACAAAGUGACUGGAUAUUGUUUUAUAUUUCAUACUUAUCACUCAGACUCUUUACAUUUCGCAGGACUAUAAGGGGAGCAGUGAAAACUGUUUUCUUUGGCGAAGGCAGAUGACUUGCUCCAUUGUAACACUAACUGCUGUCAGGCAAUCAUGGGAGACCAUUUGAUCUCCCAAACUGGUCCGUUAUGAAGUAAAGUUCCCAACAAUUUGCAGUCCCCCUAGGAUUAACCUGCAGCCUCUGUGAGGCCGCAGGCAGGUUCAGAAAGCCUUGGAACUCUUAGAUCCUCCCGAUCAAGUAUUGGAAGGAGCUAUUACCACAAACUGAAAGGUGGACUUUGCGCAGGUGUGUCUCCGAGAACAGUGAUGCUGAUUCCACAUUCACCAUAGUUGAAGUAUAUAGAACGUGGUAUGUGUAUGGCUAACUAAUACGUGGAAUGUGUAUAAUAUCCAGUUAGAUUAGUUAAGUGGGUAGUAGGAGAAUACAAUACAGUUAUAUACUCCUAUUAUUUGUAUUAUUAUUUGGAUUUACAGGGAUCGUGGACAGCUGCAGCACUGACCCAGGAAGACCCAGCCGUCUGAUGGCUCCUGGAGGUGUCCCUGGACAGUAAUGUAAUAAUUGCCUUUUCUUUGAAAAGGCAGUGUUUACAUUAAAAUGCCUGCAGGGACUGACUAUGCUCACCAGAACUACUACAUUAAGCAGUAGUUGUUACUUUAAAGCAGCGCUGCCCAACAGGUAGAUCCUCAGAUGUUGUGGAACUACAACUCCCAUGAUGCUUUGCAUUCCUUUAGUUCCACAACAUCUGGGGAUCUACCUGUUGGACAGCCCUGCUUUAACCCCCUAAGGACACAUGACACGUCUGACAUGUCAAGAUUCCUUUUUAUUUCAGAAGUUUGGUCCUUAAGGGGUUAAAGUGUCCUUUAAAGUAAACCAUAUAAAAUCAAAUUCAAAAUCUCACAGCGAAUACUAGGCUUUUACAAAUAAACUCUCAUAUUCUUUUGCUUUCUUCAUCCAGUCCUUCCCCUUAUUAUACAUUAUUCUUAUAAAAUAUUAUUUAUUCUUGUCUUUGAAUGUUUAUGUAAUUAUGUCCUUGGAGGUGGUUAUGACGGAAGCUGAUUAACUGUAUCAUAAUAACCAUAAGCCGUACUCUAUUCUAUCCAAUACACCUCACAAAUCAAACAAUACAAAAAAGAUCGUCAAACUUCUCCCUGUAAGGAGCAAUAAAGGGUUCUUGUAAAAGUAUAACCUACUGCAUAACCCCUUCUAUAUUGCCCCUAUGAGGUCUCAGGAGUCCUUCAUCCCUCACCAGUCUGGCUUACUCACAAAGAACCCGCAGCCAUAGAUGCCGAUGUGUUAUACACAUUUAAUAAAGCGCAAUCCCCCAAAUCUCACACAGGGCACACCUGGCAUUGGGCUAAGCUAAUCACUUCACACCCACAAACUUGCUCCGUCUACCAUAUACCAUGUUAUAAAGCAGUAGUUUAUAUUACUGUUAUUCUGUGACUAACUGUUUCUCUUUAUUUUGACUUUUGUAUCAUUAUUGUUUAUUAUCUCAUGCUCAUUAUGCUAGUCCUUAACGUGCAUAUUUCCAAUUUGAAACACAUUCCCACUAUGUGUUAGAUGUGAUGUGACAUGCAAUACUAAACUCGAUGUAUCUUGAUGCAACAUGCAAAUUGUUUUUAACGCAACUGCUCUGUAAUUGUGUUGAAACUUGACGAAUAAACACAAAUUAAAAUUGACUGUGAUUGUAAUUGUGAUCCUGAGUUAUGCCUGUAGCCAACUUCUCUCUUACCCAAUACAAUGCAGAAUAUAUCAAGAUCUUUGUGUUUCACAAAAUAUUUAACUUGUUUUACUCGAUUUCUUCUCAGCUUGGUUAUACGGGGAUCCACGCCAAGUUAUAUAUCCCCGAAAUUCAACUGGAAUGUACUGCGGGGUUGGAGAUAAUAAGUGAGUACACUCACCAUUCAUCAUCCAGAAUAUUUCUUCUGUACCCUAACACAUCUUUUCACCCCUCAUGUCUUGUUUUCUCCCCUUAUGCUUUCUUUUUCCCUAAUAUUGUCUUUCUCUUUUUCCAGAGACAAGCCGUACGUCUUAUAUUUUAAUUUACUGAAGUGUAUCUCUGCUACGAAUGUCUUGGCUGCAACAUUGAAGGGAUUCCAGUGUCCCACUACUCAGGUACUUCAUUCGAAACAAAAAUGUCGGAAAUUUCUGUAAUCAGCAUCUAUGGGUUUUAAAAACCCCAGUGUAUCUGUCAUUAUUUCGAUCUUGCCCUUUAUCGAUCAGAGUAUACCUUUGCUGUGUAUUCUCACAAUACUAGUUUAAUCUUCUUCUAAGUUGCUAUAGUAUUGUAUUUUUUGUCUUGUUUUAUUUCAUUCUUGCUGCUGUGCAGAAGAUGACAAACAGGCUUGCAAUGACAUGGGAGCAAAUGCAAGCGUUUCAACAUAAACAGUCACAGCAUGCGAGAAAACUGCACGUUUUGUACAUAGUAAUAUACAAGCUUGGUUGACAUGAGUAAAAUAUAGUAUAGAAUCAAAGAAUUGAGUAACUUAUUAGGUGCUGCCUAAAGUUUGAGAAUAGACAAAGCACAUACAAGAGAUAGAAUUCUAUCAAUGAUAAAAAAGCAAGCUUACAGUAUAUCUACCAUAAGAUGCAUGCAUUUAUCGCUCAUUAAACGAUUUCCAAAUGCCUAUUUAUUAUUGUUUAUGGAGUCAGAGAUUUCCCUAACUAACUAAAUAGAAAUUCCAUGUAUUGUUUUAUUGUCUUUUAAUUAUUACCAUGUUUUUUGGGGGGGUUUGUUUCGUCUUUUUGUUUUUUUACUGUUGUUUAUUUCCUUCUUAACCCAGAUCUGUGUCAAAGAAUGUCCAAAUGAUUUCUACUGGCCACCCUUAAAGUUUAAUAGUACUUUUUGUCUGCCAGGGACCAAUCCAACAAUAACUGUGAGUAUCUGGUAACCAGUGUCUGAAUAGCAUAAUGUGGUGUGAUGUCCGGAGCGAUGUCUAGAGAUCUAUUGUGUCCAGUACAGCAAUAUCGGAUAGGUCAAUGGUUCUCAAACCACUGCUUUAGUAUAACAACAUUCCAGGAUUUGUCAGCAUACAUACAGAAAUGGGAAAUUCAUUCAUCUUGAGCUGUUCUUGUGCCUUGAAUACUGGGUUGGGAAUCUGUGAUCACAGAUACCUUGAAUCGAAAUAAUGGACGUAUUAAUUGUUGGGAAGUCCCUGUCUCUCCUUGUUGUUGACCUUGCUUAGAUUCAGUAUGUUUCUAAAGGAUGUCCAGCAGUAGCAGGAGUGUACCAUUUUAUGUAUGCGGUGCAGGGUGUAUGUAGAAGCUUAAUUAGAAUGUAAUAGAAUAAUUAGCUGAAACUCAAUGGAAAUAUAUGUCUGUAUAUAUCUAUAUAACCUAUGUAUACUAUAUUCCUCAUAUAGUAAAGUAAUAGAAAGCUGAAAUUAUUCUACCAGUAUUGAAAACUAAAAUAUUACAUGUAUACAUUAUUGUCAUUAUCUAUUCCUCUUUAGAGGGAACCUAUAGUCCUGAAAUAAAUAAUUUUGGUAUUAGAGGUUCCCUUUUGCCCACUUCCCAAUAAUAUAAAAAAAAAAAAAUCAUCCCUCACCUUGGUUUCAGCAUUGGGAAUCCUUUCAUGCAGCCGCCCACUUCAGACGCAGCAUACCUGCUGACAUCUUCCACGGUCUCCUCUAAUACAGUGCUUCUCAUAGAGCAACGAUGCCUCUUAUAUCAGCAGCAUUUGAUUCCAGGACAGAGUUUUAUUUGGGGAAACAGCCACAAGAGUUGUGUUUAAAGGAAAACUAUAGUGCCAGGAAAACAAACUAGCUUCAAAAUAGCUUCCCCCUCUGUUUCAGCUCCCCCCCACACACACACACCGUGAUUCAGACGGAGUUAAAAACCCCUUCUGUCACUUACCUGGGUCCAGUGCCAGUGUCCCUUGCUACUGGCUCAGGUCCACCUUCUUUACUACCCUGCUGACAAUUGCCAUUUGUUAAUUAUACAAUGCUUUCCAGUGGGAUGCGAGUGACGCUGGAAUGGCGUGAGGAGGUCUCAAGCGUCUGUUAGGCAACCGAAAGUCAUCUGCCCACCCAGAAGUCCCUCUAGUGGCUGUUUUUCUUGAAAACUGCAAUAACUACCUUUUCAGGGCCCAGGGACCUGGGACACUGCACCCAGACCUCUUCACUGAGAUGUAGUGAUCUGGGUGACUUCAGUGAUCCUUUAAGUUCUCUAUGGUUGGAAGCUCCACUGAUCCAUCCCAACAUAUGGGAAUAUAUUAAAAAACAGAAGUGAAAAUCUACAUCUCUUUGCAUUCAGUAUGCGCACAAAACAUUGACAAUUCCACAAAAAAAGGAAACUUGCAGGGGUAAUUUGUGCUUGUGGUAAUUACGCUGUGUGUGCAAUAAUAAUAAUGUUAAUGUUAAGCAUGGUGACAGAUAAAUGUUUUUUUCUUGAAUUUUCUUCUUUCUUGCAGACUAUAAUUGAACUGAUUGAUAAGGAAAAAUGUCCGGCAUUUCUUGUUCCCUCUACUCCCUGUGAGUAUUGUGAUUAUAAUUAUUAGUAUGUCCAUCAUUGUACAUUAAUCACCUGUACACAUUGAUCACAUCACGUGAGCACAAAAGUAAUUGUGAGCUACGUUUAAUAUGUCAUACUGCCGAUAUAUACAUGCGUUUAUUUAUAUUUAUUCAUUUAGAGUGAUUUCCUAAUAUCAUUUUUUUUUUUUUUUCAUCCAUUGCAUUUAGUACUCUUUAAUAAAUUCCAUAGCGCUGUACAGUGGUACAUGGCACCAUAUUCUUGCCCUCGUCUUUUACACCCGUUCAGAAAGGAACUCUACAGACUUUAUUACUGCAAAUGAGUUCCUCAAUAAUGUUUAUCUGUACGCGGCUGUAAAGGAAACAAGUGGAGGAAUCCUUGAUAAGAUAAGCCUACAAGACUCAAUGUGACCAUAUUAGACUAAGCAUAUUCGGUUGGGAGAAUAUGUGACAUUAUUACAGUGCCAUAGAGAAUAUGAAGAUGCCUUCAUGGUAGGUGUCCCUUUAAUAUUCCCUCACGUUCUGCUUGAUUGUGCAGUGGUAACUUGAUGUACCAGCAAUACAGAGCCAGCAUUCACAUUAACCUGUACACACUACAGUCUGAUCAGCGAAGCAGGGUGACCCAAGAGUCAGUAGAACAUGGUUAGGGCAUCGCUACUCCAACAAGGGCUCUUAUUAUCGCAGAAGAUAACAGACUAACAGAAUUUUGUUUCAUUGUUUUGUUGAAUUAAAAUGUCCCAUAUUAACAAUCGCUGUAGUGUAGCUAAAAACUAACAUUACACCAAAAUGAGGCUUUUUUUACAGAUGUAUAAUUAUAGAAAAAGCUAAAUUUGUGUUGGCAAACAGCCUUUGUAUAGGUAUCCCUGGGGGGGUUUUCACAAAAUGUGCAACACCUGGCAGCCCCCCCACCGCACAGUGUCUUCUCUGCGUACUGAACCAAUAUUUGUACUUGGAUUCUGUAGGACCAGCUCCUGAAUAUUGUUCCAGUGCUUUAUAAAUAUAUAAACAAAAAAGGCAUUAUGUAAAAACAGAGAUUUGUGUGUGCAUAUUUGGUUUUAUAUUUAAAAUUUAGUUUUCUAUUAAAUCGGGUUUGUGUUGAUACUUGGAUAUAAAUAUACUUCUAAAAACCUCAAUAAACCUGAAAUGGGGUGACUCGUGUGGUAUGAAAGCAAGCCUCAGUUAUUUAAUAUUUUCUCACUUUAAAUUAAGUAUAAAAGUCAAAAGCUAAAUUGGAGAAUUUUUUAAAUUCCAUUAUUUUCACCUAAAAUUUGCAGUUCUUCUCAAUUCUUCCCAGUUCCCAGUUUAGUGACGUACCAGUAUUGCUUGUGUUCUGUUGCUGUGUUAUUUAUAUUCCCAAAGCACUACCAUAAAUGUAAAACAAAUCUUGUAUUGUGUUUGUGUUGACAUUAACAAUAGGCACAAAUUACUUUCAAGUUUUCACCGAUUUUUAUGUCCUGAUAUUACAAUUUGGUCUGUGCAGUAACAUUCUUGCAAAUGAGAUUAUCAAUCCCACAUAAACACAUAGUGGUCUGAUAAUCAUUAGAAGAAAAUGGAAACAAAAUACCCUCUAACUCCCAUAUCAAGAUAGUGGCCACAAGAAAAUGAGGAUUCGAUUACUGUAGUACCUAAAAAAAAAAAAGUUAACUCUCUCCCCCGUUGCUUAUGCAAUACUAGUAACAUACAAUCAAAAUAAGUAAUGAGGAUAAUGCAACAAGAUGCUAUCAUGAACAUAAAAGUCCAACAAGUAAUUUGUUGAAGGACAUAGGCUUUGAACAGACAAUUCCGGUUGCCCCUUUAUCAGAGCAUAAAUGCCCUUAGGAGCAUUCUGCUUCCACAGCCUCAAAACCAUUAAAGAGUUUGUGAGUUUCUGGUCCCCUUUCUCAAUUUUCAGUAAAAUCUGCAAAAAGGUUUUACACAUCUGGUAUCCAGCACCCGCUGUAGCUCACGGUGCUGCUACUGUGCACCCCACAUAACUGGGGCCCUGCGCGGUCCAUUCUUAGGCUUUGGACCAUUUCACCGGCUCAGAGCACACUCUGGGUUGGCAAGAGUGGGGAGGAGGGUUUUUUUUUGUUUGUUUAUUUUAAACCAACCCUGCACAGCGAGAGGCGGGAAAGAGUGCCCACAGGGAAGGAGGGGUAUCGUUGGCUUCCCUUGCUGGAAGAGGAAGAUUUUCAUAUCUGUCAGUGUAAUGUGAGCGUUUACAACAGACAUCAUUUUUUGUAUAGAAUUGACGAUAAGAAAUACACAGCAUACAAUUCCAAAUAUCUCACUAUGUGCAAUUUUUCAAGCUGAAACACUGCACAUACUGACUCCUACCGCCAUGACUUCAAAUCACUGAAGUGGUCAUGGUGGUUGUAUUAACCCUUUAAGAAGCGUGGGAUGGAAAUAUGUUAUGACCUAGUAUGAGAGAAAUACUAUAUGAGUUCUGUAGUUGUUUUCUAUCAACAAAGUACUGUAACUUUGGAACUGUUGAUGUAAAUGAUUGCCCUAUCCUCUUGGUACAACGACUUCCCCAACUUGGCAUUCCAUGCAAGCAUGCAAGAAGGGUGGUUAGUGUAAAGAACAUUAAGAAGGUGUGUGUAAAUGGUAGAGAUGAGACCAGAAGGUCUGGCUGUCAAUCAGGAAAGAGUUUAUGAAAAGGGUAGCAGUUGAUUAGAAAGAAACAUUUCUCGAUCGAGUUGUGGCAUCUGACGGCUGUCCUAAAGGACCUGAGGAUGUUUUUGUUGGUUUUAAAGGUAGCUCAAGGUAUUACUGACCAUUUUAAGGUGACCAUCAUCUGAUGAUAUUUGUGCGGGAUUUAUUUGCUAAAUAGUGACUUAUGGUGAAUCAAAAAUCAGAUUGCAAUAUUCAGGCCGAAAGGAUUCAAAUGGAAUUCUCUCUGCUGUAUUCACUAGCCAGGCCCCUUUGCUUUUCUCUUGUUAUUUAUAAAUAAAGGGAGUGAGACAGCGCUAAAUAACUUUGGCAGCAACCUUAAAAAGGGAAUCCCUCAAACCCUAUAAAACAGGAUAAAAAAUAAAAUAAAAACAGUAAAAGGCUGCGCACAUUUAGUAAAGUCCAAUACAAGGAGAAGAGAGAAAAGUCCAACUGGUAUAUUCUUACAGGUAUCCUUGGUUGGUGGGGUCUUCUAUUUAUGUGGUGGUUUCACUCGUUUAUGGAAAAUAAAAAGAGGGAAAAAAAGGGACAUCCAAUGGUAUAGUAUGUAAAAUUCAGAUAUAGACGUAAAAUUGAUAGUAUAAAACUCACAUUUACCAGAGCUAAUGUCCAGCUCUGGAGUAAAGCGCGUACAGCGGUUUAAUCCCCGCUUAUGGGAUAUAGGCAGGUUCUUCUCUGUGGAUGGUAUCCAAUUAAAGAAAGAGCAGACCCACUGCUCUUUGAUGAUAGCUUGGGUGGAUUGAUCCCCACCUACGGAUUUCUUUGGGUACAGGAAACUUCCAGGAAUUUUUAGGUUUCUUUUAAAACCAUAAAAAAUUAAAAUAGCAAUAAAAAAAGGCCAGGGUAAAAUAAGAAUGAUAUGUGUCUAUAAAAAAGAUAAUUGGCACAAGCAAAUGACCAAAAAUACUUUAAUAUAUAUAAAAACACAAUUUAAAUAUCCAUAACGCGUUUCGUCACAAAGGGACUUUAUCAAAUGGAAUAACAUGAUUAACCUGGCACAUAGAUGUUAUAUAAGAGCAUAAUUGUUUGAAUUUUGGCACCAAAACUUAGUUUGACCAAUCAGAAUUAAAAACACUUAUACAACUUUAAAAUACAUCAUAACUUAUUUAGCACAUAGUUUUUGGUAAUACAACUUCAUUAAAUUAUAUAUACAAUUAAAACGAAGGUUUGAAAGUGUAAUUCAAGAUAAUUUAAAAAAAUCACGUGACCGGCGGCACUUCCGCGUUUCGGAAGUUCCGCCGCUAAGCAGCAUGGGUAAUGUAGUUUAAUGGCGGCGGACGUUUUAAAAGUCCUGAAAACGGACUGGAAUAGUGUGGCAGCAAUAGUUAGAAUAUAAAAACGAGGAGACUGGUUAAAAAUAAAGGGGCUGAUAAAAAUAAAAGGCUUAAAGAAGAGGUCACGUGGUUUUCGGCAAUAAAAGCCGAAAAGCCUUAUGGGGAAUGUAGUUAAUAGUAAAGAACACCAAAUUAAGAUAAUAGCAUAAGGAAAAAUAUGACACUUAUAAUACUUAUUACAGAGGAGUUAAUUGGUUGAAAAACAUAAGUUUAAACAAAUCCACCUUAUUGAUGGAAAAAGAAAAAAAGGGAAAAGGUAUCAAAAUUAAAAAGGCAGAUUGAAUAAAGGGUGAUAUUAAAAGGAUAUUAUAAAUAAAUUGUAUAAAAACCAUAGUUAAAGGGACAAACAUAGGAAUUCAUAAAAAAUUAUAUAAAUCAAAAUCUGCAUUAAGACCAUGGGGUAUAAGAGUCUGAAGUUUAUACACCCAUUCCAUCUCUGUUUUUCCUAGUAACUUUUUUUUUUUUUAUUUUUUUUAAUUCUUUAUUUUCUAUUGUGCAUGAAAUAAACAACAUGCUUACUCAGCCACGAUAGCCGUUGUAAGCGGUAAUAGGCAUAACAUACAACACAUGUCCAAGUACAAUACAGCACAAUUUUCCAUUUUUAUAAUUAUUGCAGUUUGUUAAGAGAGAAAAGUAGACAAUGGACAGACAUACCAUGUACAGUAACUCGCCCCCUACCAAUGUAGCAUGUGUCGUGCUAGGCAACUGGUAUGCUUGCAAAACGUUGGGUAUCAUGUCAGGUUGCUGUAGGCUUUUUUUUUUUUUUUUUUUUUCUUCUUCUUCUUCUUCUUCUUUAAUAAAAUGAAAGCUAGGGUACCUUGUUAGACAUCCUGUACUGGUUUUUAAGAAAUAUAGGAGAGGGUCAUAUUAUGUACCAGUAUGGUGACAUAGUCGACACUAGAGAUAUAGCCUGAAGAUGUCAUGCAUAUGUUUACUAUGGAGUAUCUCAUGUAGAACAUCUUUUACCUUAUCAAGGUGGGAUACAGCGCGUUUUGGCAGCUUGUGCAUUGAUAUAUGACACAUCCCAUGUCCAACAUCGUGCGCCUCUUUGGGUAGAGUGUAUCCCGCUAAACACCGUGCCCUAUUGUUUUAGGUUCCCUGUUGACUUUGGUAGAGAACGUGUGCAUGUAUCGAACAAAGUCAUCAGCCUUUACAAAUAGUGACAGGAGCAACCGGUAUAUAGUUUGAUAGCCCAUCUGUUUCGUACUUUGUAGCAGAUGAUAGUCGGCCAUUCCUCUUUAUCGUCUCCUUAAGGCCCACCUAGUAACUUUUUUAUAUCACCUCCUCGCCAGGAGGUAGAGCAUUUUUUUAUACCAAUGCACUUUAGUAAACGAGGGUCCUUAUUGUGCAUAAUAAAAUGUUUGGAUACUGUAUGAUUUAGGUAUCCAUUUUUAAUAUUUCUGCAAUGUUCGCUCAGUCUUAUCUUUAGGCACCUUGUGGUCAUCCCCACAUAUUGGAGGCCACAGGGGCACUCGAGCAGAUAAAUAACAUUUUUUGUAUGGCAGUUUAUAAAAUCAUAAAUAUCAUACACUUUUUUUGUUUGGUUUGACAUAAAUUUUGUAAUUUUUGAUGAAAUGACAUGAUCCACAGUUUUACAUACAAUGCAUUGUUUGCAUCUAAAAAAACCUUUUGUAUUAGGAAAAAAUGAUACCCUUUUUGAAGGAGAUUUUUUUGUAAAAUUUGUAGUUAGGAUUGAUUUAAAAUUAGGUGCUCCUCUAAAAACAAUGUUCGGAUGAGUAGGUAUAAUGGAAUUGAGUAUCUCAUCAUGUUUAAGUAUGUGCCAAUGUUUUCUUAUUAUUUUGAAUUCAGGAACAAAUAUACAAUUGAUGUUAAUAAUGUAUUCAACACAGAAGCAAUUAACUCUAUACAAAUAACUCCCCAUUAUUCUAACCAACAAGAUUUAUUUAUGAAAUUAGAAAGAGCCUUAUCCACAGAAAUCAAGCUUAAAUGGGAAAUUGCUACUUUUAAAAAAUAUAUAGAUGAACAAAUUACUCCCCGUGGAUUGAGACUCUUAAAACUGCCCACUUCUGACCAAGAUGAUCUUGAGUUCAUGGAAGAAUGGAACAAUAAAUUAGAAUUAUGUACAUUUGGCCUAAUGGAAACAUUAAUAAUAAAAAAGAGCAAAAAGCUGUCUAUUCUAGACAUUGAAAUAAACGACCUUAGAGACAAACUUUUACCAUUCACCGAAACUAAGGCCUACAAACAAAAUUCUGUACUAAUCCAGAAUAAAAUUGAAAAAGUUGAAGUGGACCAAAAACAUUUGAAAAUUAAAAAAUACAUCAGAGAUAAGACAGACUAUUCUAGUAAACAAGUAAGAACCUACCACCUUAAAAAGAAGUACACUUCAGAAAACUACCCCUCAAGACCUAACUAUCACAUGUAUAACAACUCUCACUCUCACAACAAUGUACCAUACCAACCACCCUCCAAAUACCGCAAUUACGCUACACGUAGACCCCAUCACCAAUCCCCAGCCACAACAAGACCCCAACAUACGUCUUUUCACCAAAAUCACGUUCCUUCUAAAUCACCAUACAAAAAUAAGAGGAAUACAUAUCAACUACCCUCGUAUAAACAAAGGAAAUUCCCUCACGAUAAUUACAAUCCUAUACCUCCAUCACCGAGAUAUCACAACUCCUCUGAUUUUAACUUUUCACCAAAACCACAAAGAUCCAGGUAUACCAAUGAUCAUAAUGAGUAUUCUAAUUACUCAAAAUCACCCACAAUCCCAAAUCAUACUAACAGAUAUCAACUAUUAUCAGUCGACUCUGACUUUGAUAAUGAGGACCAUUUUUUAGAGAUACGCACCCACCAACCUGCACUAGCCCAGACACCAUACCCAUUACGCUCUCAAAAAAGAACUUUAAACCUAGAGGAAGACGAAGUGGAAGAAGGGAACAAAAGAGAAAGAUUGGAAAGAUAAUAACACCUUCCACUAAUUCCUGCAAUGGCAUUUUUAACCUCUCCCAAAAAGUUUUAUCAGCUGCACAAUUAUCCGUUUUAAGUAAGGGUCUUAAAUUUGCUCCCACUUCCUCUUUUAACUCAUUUCAAGCUUUUCUUGAUGUAAAUAAAUUUGUUAGAAAAGCUACACUGAAAAGAUUCUUUAUAAGUAAAAAUGACGAAGAACUUGUCCCUUCUACUUUAUCCCUUCCCUCAGAAACAGAAAAUAGUCCUUUUUUAAACACACAUUUGAGAGAAAGAUCUAAAUUUUAUCCAUCCCAUUUUAAAUCAGCUCCUUUAAUUUUAUUUGAAAAACUUGUUCUUAAAGAUUUAGAAAAAAUCAAAUAUAAAAAAUAUGACCCUAACAACCUCACGAAUAGCGAAAGACAAGCAAUCAAAGAACUUUAAAAAGACUGCGAUAUUGUCAUUAAACCAGCUGACAAGGGGGGAGGAGUAGUCAUUCAAUCCAGUAAAAUGUAUGUAGAUGAAGCCCAUAGACAAUUAAAUGAUGGCAAUAUAUACGAACAAUUUUUAAAUGAUCCAAUCAAUAAUAUCCAAACUAUUUUAUCAAAUUUUUUAAAUAAGGGUCUAGAUCAAAAAUUUUUAAACAAACAUGAAUAUAAUUUUUUAAAUAAAAAACAUCCAAUUACCCCGGUCAUUUAUUUUCUUCCAAAAAUCCAUAAAAAUGAACAAAACCCUCCAGGAAGACCUAUCGUUUCUGGGAUAGGUUCACUUUUAAGUAAUCUUUCCCAAUAUAUAGAUACCCUUCUCCAACCUGCGGUUAGACUUAUGAAAUCCUAUUUAAAAGACUCCAUGUCACUCUUAAAAUUUUUAAAUGAUUUUACUUGGAAAAAUAAUUUUAUACUAGUCACAUGUGACGUCCAGUCCCUUUACACCAUUAUCCCUCAUGAUAUUGGUUGUCAAGCUAUAAAAUAAAUUUUAACCCAAGAAGCUAGGAUUCCUAACACUCAAAUAGAUUUUAUAAUAGAAGGUAUCAAUAUUAUUUUAAAUAACAACUAUUUCUGUUUUUUAGACUCCUUUUAUUUACAAAAAAGAGGUACAGCUAUGGGGACUAGGUUUGCCCCUAGUUACGCCAACUUGUUUAUGGCUGAUUGGAAGAAUGAAGCCAUAUGGGGCAAUCAUACUUGGCGGGCAAACCUAGUCUGCUAUUUCAGAUAUAUUGAUGAUCUUUUUUUUAUUUGGGAUGGACCUGAAAAACAUCUUAUUGAUUUUAUUAAUUAUUUAAAUACUAAUAAUAGGGGCAUCAUUCUCACACACGAAUUCAGUAAACAAUCUAUUAACUUUUUAGAUCUAAAUAUUUUUAUCAACAAUGGGCAACUUCAAACAAAAACUUAUUUAAAAAAAGUAUGUGUUAACACGGCCAUAGACAGGUCUAGCUGUCAUUAUAAGCCGUGGUUAGAGAGUGCCCCAAAAAGUCAGUUCUUACGCCUUCGCAGAAAUUGCUCAGAACUCACAGAUUUUAACGAACAAGCAGAGUUUAAAAAAAAUAAAUUUAUUGAAAAAAAUUACUCAGAACCAGAUCUGAAUAUCACUAUUAAUACAGUUAAACAAAAAGAAAGAAAAGAUCUUUUGAUAUAUAAAAACAAAGAAAACAAAGAAACUAUACCACUUCCAGUUAUUUUUAAUUUUAAUAAUAAAAGCAAUGAUGUCAAAAAAAUAAUAAGAAAACAUUGGCACAUACUUAAACAUGAUGAGAUACUCAAUUCCAUUAUACCUACUCAUCCGAACAUUGUUUUUAGAGGAGCACCUAAUUUUACAUCAAUCCUAACUACAAAUUUUACAAAAAAAUCUCCUUCAAAAAGGGUAUCAUUUUUUCCUAAUACAAAAGGUUUUUUUAGAUGCAAACAAUGCAUUGUAUGUAAAACUGUGGAUCAUGUCAUUUCAUCAAAAAUUACAAAAUUUAUGUCAAACCAAACAAAAAAAGUGUAGGAUAUUUAUGAUUUUAUAAACUGCCAUACAAAAAAUGUUAUUUAUCUGCUCGAGUGCCCCUGUGGCCUCCAAUAUGUGGGGAUGACCACAAGGUGCCUAAAGAUAAGACUGAGCGAACAUUGCAGAAAUAUUAAAAAUGGAUACCUAAAUCAUACAGUAUCCAAACAUUUUAUUAUGCACAAUAAGGACCCUCGUUUACUAAAGUGCAUUGGUAUAAAAAAAAUGCUCUACCUCCUGGCGAGGAGGUGAUAUAAAAAAGUUACUAGGAAAAACAGAGAUGGAAUGGGUGUAUAAACUUCAGACUCUUAUACCCCAUGGUCUUAAUGCAGAUUUUGAUUUAUAUAAUUUUUUAUGAAUUCCUAUGUUUGUCCCUUUAACUAUGGUUUUUAUACAAUUUAUUUAUAAUAUCCUUUUAAUAUCACCGUUUAUUCAAUCUGCCUUUUUAAUUUUGAUACCUUUUCCCUUUUUUUCUUUUUCCAUCAAUAAGGUGGAUUUGUUUAAACUUAUGUUUUUCAACCAAUUAACUCCUCAGUAAUAAGUAUUAUAAGUGUCAUAUUUUUCCAUAUGCUAUUAUCUUAAUUUGGUGUUCUUUACUAUUAACUACAUUCCCCAUAAGGCUUUUCUGCUUUUAUUGCCGAAAACCACGUGACCUCUUCUUUAAGCCUUUUAUUUUUAUCAGCCCCUUUAUUUUUAACCAGUCUCCUCGUUUUUAUCUAGCCCCUUCAUUUUUAUAUUCUAACUAUUGCUGCCACACUAUUCCAGUCCGUUUUCAGGACUUUUAAAACGUCCGCCGCCAUUAACCCCUUAAGGACACAUGACAUGUGUGACAUGUCAUGAUUCCCUUUUAUUCCAGAAGUUUGGUCCUUAAGGGGUUAAACUUCAUUACCCAUGCUGCUUAGCGGCGGAACUUCCGAAACGCGGAAGUGCCGCCGGUCACGUGAUUUUUUAAAAUUAUCUCGAAUUACACUUUCAAACCUUCGUUUUAAUUGUAUAUAUAAUUUAAUGAAGUUGUAUUACCAAAAACUAUGUGCUAAAUAAGUUAUGAUGUAUUUUAAAGUUGUAUAAGUGUUUUUAAUUCUGAUUGGUCAAACUAAGUUUUGGCGCCAAAAUUCAAACAAUUAUGCUCUUAUAUAACAUCUAUGUGCCAGGUUAAUCAUGUUAUUCCAUUUGAUAAAGUCCCUUUGUGACAAAACGCGUUAUGGAUAUUUAAAUUGUGUUUUUAUAUAUAUUAAAGUAUUUUUGGUCAUUUGCUUGUGCCAAUUAUCUUUUUUAUAGACACAUAUCAUUCUUAUUUUACCCUGGCCUUUUUUUAUUGCUAUUUUAAUUUUUUAUGGUUUUAAAAGAAACCUAAAAAUUCCUGGAAGUUUCCUGUACCCAAAGAAAUCCGUAGGUGGGGAUCAAUCCACCCAAGCUAUCAUCAAAGAGCAGUGGGUCUGCUCUUUCUUUAAUUGGAUACCAUCCACGGAGAAGAACCUGCCUAUAUCCCAUAAGCGGGGAUUAAACCGCUGUAUGCGCUUUACUCCAGAGCUGGACAUUAGCUCUGGUAAAUGUGAGUUUUAUACUAUCAAUUUUACGUCUAUAUCUGAAUUUUACAUACUAUACCAUUGGAUGUCCCUUUUUUUCCCUCUUUUUAUUUUCCAUAAACGAGUGAAACCACCACAUAAAUAGAAGACCCCACCAACCAAGGAUACCUGUAAGAAUAUACCAGUUGGACUUUUCUCUCUUCUCCUUGUAUUGGACUUUACUAAAUGUGCGCAGCCUUUUACUGUUUUUAUUUUUUCUUUUGUUAUGUAAUAAAGUAAGCUAUUCAUAGCCAGAGCAACUGUCCUGUUUAUUGGAGUAUUUAUUUACCCAAGUCUUUUACUGUAAAAGAAAGCAAGGUAUUUUAUUUAUUGGCAAUUGUUCUUCUUGUCCUCGCUUUGUAAAUGCCAUUGAAGUGUUUACUAGGAUGAGUUGUGAAAGGGAGAACAAAACAAGUUUUGGUUUAUUAUAGAUUGUUAGCUUGUUUGAGUAGGGCUUUAUGUACCUCUUAUACUGUGUGCCAAAUACUUGUUUGAUUGUAAAGCAUUGCAGAAUUUGUUGGUGCUGUAAUAAUAAUUAGUGCCAGCAUUUUACCAGCAUCCCCAACACGCCAAUGCACACUGGGUAUCAUUCCAUCUUGACUCCUUGCACACACAUGUGUUUCUAUGGCAGCAUACAGGAAAUCCUAUCAGUUUUUACAUUUUGCUUUGCUAUGGCAAGUGCAGGGAAAUGUGGGCUUGGUCAUUUGUUCCUUAGCGCUGUAUGUGUACAUGGGAUCAUGGAGGUUAAAUUAACUCCUGGAUGUGCUAGGGCACCAGGCAUUUGAUGUGUAUUAAAAUAUAAAAACUUUUAAUUAGUUUUUGGGCUGUGCAUUAACUGCAUAAUGUGUCAUGAGUCUCUAACUCUUCAUAAAGUUAAAACACUUGCCUAAUAACUUACAAAAGUUGUGCUGCACCUUUAAAUAUUGAUAUUUUGUAAACUCCCUAUACUGUAGAUGAAACCAUUUUAAACAAAAUGUAAUGUAAUUUUCUGGAGUUCACGAAAAUCAAUCACUCUGUGUUCUAUGUAGAGUCUGAUGUAUCGAAGGGCAAAAGACAUUAAGCAAUAUCGGAAUUAAUUCUCAUUUAGUCAGGAAAUACUGCUUUAAUACAUGAAACGGCAAACAAAAGGAAUCAAUAAGGUGCAGAGAAAAGGUUAUAACAUUUAUAAUAGACGAUAAGAUAAGUCAUUCACAGGGUUUCUAUAUGGGAAAGACUGCAAAUGGUAAGAUAGCUUACAUAAUAUAAUUAUUAUACCCUAAACUAUGAUACCAUAAUGCCAUCUACGGGUUCUGAAGACAACAUAAUAAGGUAUGAGAUUGAAGGACGGGUAGUUUAUUAAUGUCUGCAGAAUUCAAAAAUGGUGUUACUGUACUUAAUACCCACUUUGCCAUUAUGCAUCUUUGAUGAUAACAUUAUACUUUUGGGUUUAAUUUGUUAAGGUUUGAGAUUCUAUUAGUGGUGUUGUUGGUAUUAAGGCUAUGGUUUGGGGUAGUGUAAGGAUUUACUAUUAGUGUCUAUGUUGAUGAUUUGCAAGUGUAACUAAUAAUCCACUUCACCAAUGUUAAACGGUUGUGGAUGUAGGCCAAGAGCAAAGCUUGGAUUCCAUAACUAAUGAGUCAUAUGAAAAUUUUUAUUUUAUAAAGCAAAUUUAUACCUUAUUUUGUCCCUAAUCCUCAGAGAAUUGAUGCUGGGAAAGUGGGCAUAACAAGAACCACUGUUUGGACAUCCAAAAAUAAAACUGAGGAAGAUCAGACCGUAUUAGAUUAGAUUUGAUUUGAGAGCCACCUAUCUCUGAAUAUCCAGUGCCGAAUGUAGCAUCUGAAAUUGUGCGAAUUAAGUCAUUCAUUUUUAUUUAAUUUAUCUUACCAGUCCAUGAGAUGUUCUAUCUGGUGAUCAAAGUGAUAUUGGUGAAUGCUUCCACUCACAAGUAUUACCCUCCAAUCCUCCAAUAUAAUAAGGAAAAGUGUACAUAGACAGCACUACAUACAACUGAUGGUGCCAAAAACCAAUAAUAUAUGCAAAACAAUAGGGGAUCCAAAUGUAUUUACCACAUACAGAUAUUAAACUCCUACUUCCAGUAUAUGAAUAUUCUCAUAUGGGGAAAAUAAACAGACAUAUAUAUAUAUAUAAUAGCAGAUCUGCAUGCAGCAUAAAAUAAAAAGAUACGUUGUCUUGACACAAAUGUAAAAAAGGGACAAUAUGUCCUAAAACUACAGUCUGCAUGUAGAUGUUUACUUAGUGAUAGGUCUUGUACCAAGUAGUGCUUUAAAAAUACAUACUUAGUUAUAUACACAACUAUAAAAAAAAAAUAAUAUAUAUAUAUAUAUAUAUAUAUAUAUAUUAAAAAAAACACAAUCUUGUAUUUCAUACAUUUUUCCUUCAAUAUUGUUCUAUAAAAUAUUUCUUAUGGAAAUUUGUGUAAUUUGAUAGGAUAUCUCAGACAGAAAAAAACUUUUAAAAAGAGAAAAUGACAUUUAGUGGCGAAACAGGCUAAUAAGGGUGGAGGUAUUGUGAUUAUGGACAGAGCUAACUAUUUAACUAUUUAUAUGUUACUACACUAUAUAUAUAUAUUAUAUAUAUAUAUAUAUAUAUAUAUAUAUAUAUAUAGUUAAUACAAUGCUAAACAAAAAUCUGCACACCAGUCAAGCCAUAAGACUUGCUUUUCCCACAGAAAUCCCAAAUCAGCAGUGAUAUUACAACCGCAAAGGAUUCUGGGUGGGCAUAUGCAAAUUAGUUUAACAAAGAAUCACAUUUUUGCCUCAUUCCAUUUUAAACAUGGAUUCCUUUUAAUUUGUGUUUGCGGUAUACAACUGCUUGGAACACAAUUUAGGAUAAGAUGCAAAACCAGUGAACCACUCAUGGACAGCUGUUUCGUUGUUAAUGCAACUCUUCAGCAUGAGGUUGGUUACUGUUUGCUUAUGGAGGCUUGCGGUUGUAACAUCACUGCGGAUUUGGGAUUUCUGUGGGAAAAGCAAGCCUUAUGGCUUGACUGGUGUGCAGAUUUUUGUUUAGCAUUGUAUUAACUAUCCACAUACUUCAGGUGGAAGGGGUUUUCAAUCACAAUUUUUCCCCACCAUAACCUAAUUAUAUAUAUAUAUAUAUAUAUAUAUAUAUAUAUAUAUAUAUAUAUAUAUAUAUAUAUAUAUAUAUAUAUAUAUAUAUAUAUAUAUAUAUAUAUAUAUAUAAAAAUAUAUAGUGUAGUAACAUAUAUUUAUUCCCCCAAAUAAGGGAGAAUAAAAACACCCACACAGCAUAAAGCACAAAUAAAUGUGCAAAAAGGCUAUGCCACAGGACUCAAUCCUACUGCGUGUUAAGAAAAAGACGCAGUCCACAGUCCAAGAUCCAAGGUGCAAGUAAACCUUUGUCCCAGAUCUGAGUGCUCUUCGGUAGCAGAGGCCCUUGAUUUCCAGCUCAACGCGUUUCGUCCUGUCGCUUUCUGGUCUUCCUUAGCAGCUGUGGUCUCCCAUCUUCUUCCUGUUAUGUUUCGGGGGAUAUUAGACAAGAUAGAGGAACACAACUGCAGAAUAAAUUUUGUGUACUGUACCUUUAAGAAAAAUCGAAGAAAUUACUUUGGAUUCCUUGAGCAGUUUCAUUUAUCUUCUCUUUCUCUGAAAAUGAAAUAAGUUGUAGACAAUUGUAAUUGCUUCUAAUAGCAGAUCUGCAUGCAGCAUAAAAUAAAAAGAUAAAUUGUCUUGACACAAAUGUAAAAAAGGGACAGCCCUAGUCACCGAAGCUUGACUGGGGUCGCUGAGAACAUCUUCCAGGGUUAUUUCCCUACUCUCUAAUACUUCCUACAUGGCUGGAUGUCACUGAGUAUCACCCUGGAAGAAGUUCUCAGCGACCCCUGCAGCUCUCUCCUUCCAGGCAGGUAUUGUCCUCUCUGCCUCUUCAGGUCUGUUGCUUCAGCGAGAUCCAGGAGGUCUCUCAUGCCUGGAUGUCCCAGAAUCUGAGCACUGAAUGGGCUUUUAAUCUCUGUCCUCUCCUUAAAGGCCUUCUACAUUAGGCCAGGGCCAUCAUUGCCCUCAUCCUCUGGAGGUUUGUCAUCAGCUAGCCACGGGUACUGCCGGACUGCAUACCACGGUAAAGACUGGUAACCAUCGUCCACCCACAAUUGUUUCCACACCAGCCUCUUAAGUUGAACCACCCAUUGUUCUAGGGGCUGCUCUCACAGGAAAGGUAUCCACAGAUCCAGUUGAUAUUGAUGUUGCUGUUCUGGGGUUGGGAGGGAUUCUCUCUGGAGAACCUGAAUCUCCUGGAUGCCUUCAUCUCCCGAGACAGUGCCAUCAUACUGGAAGAGAGCUUUUUGUAGUCACCACUGAAACUUCAAGGUCUGGCACCUAGAUUUCUGCAUUCCUCCAUUUGCCACUGCACGGGCCUGGCUGGCAAGGCAGAUCUGCCUCUCUUGGUCCAUAUAUGGUGACACUUCAUCCCAGAUAAGUUGCACCACCUCUGCUGAUGGAUUGGCUCCAAAGAAAGCCAAUCUCUCUGACAUGCUCCUCUAAAACUCCUCUGAUGAUAAGGAUGCUGCAUGGAUGCUAGCUCUAUCCAUCUCCUUGAGUCCAAAAAGAUGUGCAGGGGUCCCAGUGGUGUCUUGGGUAUUUCCCCAAUAGCUAGGAGGCCAUCCCACUGCUACCACCAAAUGUGAUGGAGCUCUAGUACUCCGACUGAAUACCUCCACCCAGAUCAGGGACUGAGGAAUGCUUCAGCCCCACUUGAUUGGGGUCACUGAGAACUUCCCUCACCCUGGACCAGGCUGCAGCUCUCUUCCUCCAGGCAGGUAAUGACCCCUCAGCCUUUGCCUCUUCAGCUCCUCUCCCAGGCAGGUAUCCAAACCUUUGCCUAGAUUGUCAGCUACAGCCUUUAAACGUGUGGCUCUCAGGCCAAGCUCUUUUUCACUUGUCCUCAGAUCCAGGGACCAAGCAGCCAACCAACAGGUCCAAAGACUUUAUUACUGGAAUCCCUGAAUAAACCAACACACAGUUCCAAAAGGAACUAACACACGCUGCUUAAUUAUUAUUCAGGACUAGCCCAUAUGUUCAUUACAUCAAACUUUUGGAGACAAACUUAAUUUAAUACAAAUAUUCAAAUCAUAUGGAGCAACAUAGAGGAACUCAUAAUAACACAUUAACAUAUUUAUAAAGGGCUUGGGAGGACAAUAAUUAACAAGAAAUAUCUCCCCUGCCUACAUUAUUUAUAAUAUGCAAAUCUACCUGUAUAUGGAAAUUAACAAGCCUUGUUAUUCAGGUAGUGCAUACAGCUGUUUCAGGAUCCUCACAACCAAGAGAUGGCACUAAUAAAGAUGUCUUGCACGACAACACAAAUACACACAUGCGCUGACCAGCAAGGGUGUGAAAGUACCAUAUUUAACCCCUUAAGGACACAUGACAUGUGUGACAUGUCAUGAUUCCCUUUUAUUCCAGAAGUUUGGUCCUUAAGGGGUUAAAGAAGGAAGCCAAUGGGAUACCACAUCUUCUGAGGAAGUCCAGACAGCAACAGGACAAAAUGCGUUGUCGGUUCCGGGGCUGAAGCCAAGGGUCUCUGCUACCAAAGAUUAUUCUGAUCUAGGGCAAGUACUGCUGCACCUUGAAUCUUGGACUGUAAACUGCGUCUCCUCAUACCAAGCAGUAGGAUUGAGCACUUUAUCUGUAUUUGUGCUUUAUGCUGUGUGUGUGUUUUCAGUUUCCCCUUUAUAAUUGUCUCAUUGCUCCAUAACAUUAGAGUAUAACUUAAUUAUACAGAUCUCAAGUAUCUGGGAUCAGUAUUGGUAUUAUUGGGAGAAAGCUGCCCUCUAGUGGCGGUUUGAGAUAAAUACACUUUUACCAUAAUCUUGGUUCUUGUUUAUUUUUUUUUGCUUUUUUAUAUUGGGCAUUUAUAUAUUUGUUAUUAUUGAUUUAAAAUUGUCACCUUAGUGGAUGGGCAAUAUGUGAGCUCUCUAACUGGCCAGAUACUACAUUGCAACAGCCUUGUACUCGUUUGGAGUGCAGUGCUCCUUAACCCUGUCCUCCAUGCACACCUAACAGUCCUGGAUUUAGGGAUUACCUGGGUGUGUCUAAGGUGUUUAUAAAAUGGGAAGAAAACACCUUAGAGUCUACAGGUGUUUUUUAUUUAGUUUUUUUAAAUCAUUCUUUAUUUUUGAUGUGCAGGAUUACUUACAUAGAUUAACAAUGAAAUUAGAGGUUUAACAUAAUGAGGAUGAACAAGCUUGAGAUCGGAGCCCAAAAUGUCAUGAAAAAAGCACUUUUUUGUUUUGUUUUUUAAUAGUGAAAACAAGAUAACUUCUAGUAGUGUAACUACAGAGUGAACCCUGGAAGGCUUCCAAGUGAGUAGUGUGAGAGGAGAGAAUAAUAUGUAAGGCAAGUAACAGUAUGGAAAAAGAGGAGUAUAAUAUAAUAUAAUGCAAAUAUCAACUUGCGCAAGGUUCGUGAUCAAAGGUUGAUCAGGACCUCAUCAGAGAGACUGUUUCACCCAACACCCUCUGUGGGUCGAACACAGUCCUGCAACAAAGGAACAUUCUUCUGGCCCCUAAGCCCAUAUGGAAACAGGUGAGUCUAGUAGAUUGACAGGAUCUGGGUUCCCCGCUGCACCUCCGACACUCUCGGUAAGGUCUGCAAGGGCUCCUUCUCCCAUGUUGACGAAUGCUGAGGCACUGGAUGGAGCCUGUGUCUCUGCCAUUUUGGGUCCUUCUCCAACGCGUGGGCUCCCGAUGUGGAUGAAGGGAUGGCACGCUGGGUAGGUUGGGACUUGCUUGUGGUGGGUAGUAUUGGUGUAUCCUUCAUUCCAGCUUUCACCAGAAAUCUUCAAAAAUGCGGUCCAGCCUGGCUGAAAUAUCAAGGUGUUCUGAGCUGAAGCUGUGGGAACUGGCAGCGUCCACCUUGAUGAUGGAGUCUCUGCUUGCUUCAUUCGCUCUUUGUUAUUAUUAUUUUUUUAAAUACCUUAGACACAGCUGGGUAAUACCUAAAUCCUGGACUUUUAGGUGUGCCUUGUGGAAAGGGUUGAGGAGCACUAGCGUUGUGAACUUGUAGCAUAUCUUGUCCAAUACAUAUAUUGUAAAGCACUGCAGAAUAUGUUGGAGCUAUUGAAAUGCCAGAAAUAAUACAUGCAGCAUUUAUCGAUCUUCUUCUCAGUUUUAAACAGAUGUUUCCCGAACGCCAACCUCAAAGUUCCUGACAAUUUUACAGUUAACAGCUUGAUCGGAAACCAGACACUUCCUAGUAUUACGAAUGCCUCCAAGUGAGAGACUUUCUCUUCCUUCAUUACUAGUCUUCUCUUUAUUGUGUUCUCUCAUUUUCUUUAUUCUCUGUCUUUAUCCCCUUCAUUUUUAUUUAUACCGGGGGAGGGGGGGGAGGAGGGGGAAACUCUCAUCAUGAUCUCUCCUCUACUGUGAUUUUCUUAACCUGUAAUUUUCUCUCAUUUUUCUUUACAUUUUUUUUUUUUUUUUGACAUUCUUUAUUUCAAUUUUGUUUCAUUCUUCCAAGUUACAAUCAUGCAUUAAUGUGUUUAAACAUGAAUAGACAAUAUGUAUCGGCUUUCAUCAAGGUAAACAGUAUACUUGAACACAACUGGAUAUUAAUCGCAUCUAAAAUGUGCAUUUAGUAACCUUUAUGUGGCAUAUCUUGCGUCGAGAAGCCAAUAUGUGUAGAACUGCGCGUCCAACCAGCUCAUAUUGUGAGCUUUCUGGGAAUUUAAAUUAAACUAGCUCGGGCUGUAGUCAGGUGCAUGAAACAAUCCGUGAUCCUGGUAAGUGGGCGUAUGUUCAAGACUUGAGUUACUGUCUAGUGCCAGGCAGGUAUGUCUAUAUACAGCAGGUGUACCUAUCAUCAGCCUGCACUGCAGCAUGUUACCGCCUCUCGUUGUGGCCUUGUGUCCAGCUUUCCUUUUCCCUCUUCCCCGUGUCACCCUCCCCCGCCCCUCUCCACUCCCUUUCCACUUGUGUAGUUAUAUUUCCCUCUGUGAGUCGCGUGUAGUGCACUUAUCAGGUUGGUAGUCGUAUGUCUUGUGAUAGUAGAGCUAGCACCGUGUUUACGAGCCUCCCAGUUGUAGGGUUCGGGUAGAUACGUGUGUAUUAUGACCUAUCGGCCCGGGGCUAUGUUUUAUGGGACGUUGAUUUGUGCGUAACUGUAGGUUGCUGCCUCCGUCCCUAGUAGGUUCGUGUGGGGAGUCCUUCCCAUGGUGUUCUCUUGGUAAGGUGGUGGGAGGCCUAGGAGUCGUAUCCCCACCUCCCCCUCAGUCUUUCUGUCCGGCUAGUCCCCACUAGUCUGAUGUUUAGGUAUGCGUGCUCUGGCCGUUGGUAGGGAGCGUGGAGGAUGCGCGGGGGACGUUGGGGGCAAGUAGCUAGGCAUUACCUAUCUUAAUGUAUUGUGUACGUCCUCCGCCUUCAUGUGUUGGGGUGUCUCUCUCCCCCCUCCCUCUUCUACCCAAUCUAUCUUUCUAUGUUCCCUUCAGUUUCGGGGGUUAGUUUACCGUUGUUGGUGCCAGUUGCAUCUCAGACCUUGGGGAUCUCGGCGGGCUCAGAUUGCGUUGGUGUUGUCUGUGCGCACCGUGAGUCUCUUUCUGUCCAUCCUAUUGUAUGUAUCAGCUUUUGUGUUUCGGGAUACUUCCUGUCCUUGCUUUAUUUGUCCAUGCCUAGUUUCUGUCGGGGGUGGAGGGUCUGGGGUUGGGAUAGGGUCGGGAUGGGUUGUGAGUUAUGUCCAUUCUUGUGGGUUUUAAUCGGUCAUACUGGCUCCGGAGGGGGCGAGGUCCCCAGCCGGGGGUGUAUGUGCCACCGCAGCGGCCCCCCCCCUCCUCCCCGCAUCUGCUCCAGCUGCCACCUUGGAUACAUAGUCCAUCCACGGGAACCAAGUCAGGGAACAUUUUUCCGCGCGACCCUGCAGGGAGGCCGUCAUCCUUUCCAUAUUAUAGAUCUCUUCAACCCUGUCUAUCCAUUGUUGGUAUGUGGGAGCUGUGGGGUUUUUCCACAUCGUCGGAAUGAGUGUUUUUGCAGCCGUCAACAGGUGUAUGACGAGGCCUCUCUUGUAUGCUUUCAGGGGUGUGUGGGUGUGAUUUAGCAACAUUGGCAGUGGCUGGAAAGGUAUCUCUGUUCCCGUAAUUUCUUUUAUCAAUCGGUGGACCAUUCGCCAGAAGGGUAUGAUGUGCGUGCACUUCCACCAAAUGUGUAUUCCGGUGCCUAAUUCUGUGCCGCACCGCCAGCAUUCGCCUGGGACCGAGACGUGGAUGUGCCGUAGCACAUCAGGGGUCCGGUACCAGUGUGUCAAAAUUUUGUAAUUACAUUCUUGGAAUUUAGUGCUUAUGGAUCCCUUGUGUGUGAGUUGGAAUAUUUUAUCCCAUUCGCUAUCUGUGAGUAUGACAUCUGCGUCUCUUUCCCAUCGUGUAGUGAACCCCAGCGGUGGUUUGUUACCGCUGUUUUGGAGCAUGGUAUACAGGAUCGAGACUCCAUGUGGGAGGUGGUGUCUGUCUGUGCAUAAUUGUUCCAGGUAGAGCAGUGGACGGUGCAGGUGUCCCCUGCCUUUCAGAGCGGCAGCGUACGUUUUUAUUUGAUGGUAUCGAAACUCGUCCAUUCUAGUUGGUCGGCGGUCUUGUAGUAGAUCUCCUAUUGUUUUUAGGUUCGGCCCGUCACACCAUUGGCUCAUGUAUACCCAGUCUGUGGCUCCCAAGUUCCUGAGGUCGGCCGGGCUAAGCCCUCCCGCCAGCUUUGGGUUGUUGGUGAUAGGUGUAAGCGGGUUGGGGGACGUCGUGAGGUUCCCGUUGUAGCGAACCCUGCACCAGACCUGCAGCGUGGCGUUUAUCAUUGGGUUGUCCGUGCGUAUGUUCUCAAAGGAUGUUUCGCCCAGCCACAGUUGGGCGGGGAUUUUGCCUAGGGCUUGUUGUUUUUCUAUGUGGACCCAUUGUUUAGUGGUCGGGUUAGCGUGCCAAUCGACCAGUCGAUGUAUGUGGGUUGCCUGGUAGUAUGUGGUGAUCGACGGGAGUCCCGUUCCUCCCUGGCUUUUUGGUCGUUCUAAGGUGGACCGUUUCACGCGUGAUGGUUUGUGGUUCCAGACGAACUGUCGGAUGGUAGUCGUAAUUGCUUGAAAGAACCCUCUGGGGAUAGAUGUUGGUAAUGUCUGGAAUAGGUAUAGAAUGCGAGGCAUGACAUUCAUUUUUAUCGCGUUUAUGCGUCCAAACCAGGAGAUGUACUGGGCCGUCCACCGUUUUAUAUCCAGUUGUAAGGUUGCUAGAAGGGGUGCGAAGUUCAGUUGGUAUAUGCGCGUCGUGUCCUCGGGUAGCCAGACGCCAAGAUAUCUCAAUUUGGAGGUGCAUAUUCUGAAGGGGAAUUGCGUUUGGAUGUGUUGCUGGAGAGUCGCGUCCCUCGUGAGCAGCAUUGCCUCGGAUUUAUCCAGAUUUAGCUUGAGGUUGGAUACCUCGCUGUAGGUUCGGAAUGUGUCCAGGAGGUUCGGUGUCGACACCCUAGGUUGCUCCAGGAAAAAUAGCAUGUCGUCGGCAUAGGCCGCUACUCGAUGUUCCUGUCCGCCUAUGCUAAAUCCCGUGAUCCCUCCAUGCCGUCUGACCGCUUCGAGGAAGGGUUCGAGGGUGAGGGCGAAUAGAAGGGGGGAUAGGGGGCAUCCUUGCCUUGUGCCAUUGCUUAUGUCAAAUGAGUCGGUCAGGGCUCCAUUGACACGUAUGCGUGCAGUCGGCGUGGUGUAUAGCGCGGCUACCCAGGUUCGCAGCCGUGGACCAAACCCCAUGUGACUCAGGGUCGCUGCCAUGUAAUCCCAGUCUACCCGGUCAAAUGCCUUUUCGGCGUCGGUGGAUAGAAGCACCAUGUCUCGUUUGCCGGCCACUGUUGCGUGUAUGAUGUUAAGGGCUCGGAUGGUAUUGUCCCUAGCCUCCCUCCCGGGUAUGAACCCGACCUGGUCCGGGUGGAUCAGGUCGGGGAGCGUCUGCGCUACUCUGGUGGCCAUGGCUUUGGCGAAGAGUUUUAUGUCCGCGUUUAGUAGGGAGAUUGGACGGUAGCUGGCACAGUUAGUUGGGUCUUUUCCUUCCUUCGGUAUGAUCACGACCGUUGCCCUCAGGGUGUCCGUAGGGAAUCGUCCUCCUUCUUGGAGGGAAUUGAUUCCGGUGAGGAGUCUAGGAAGGAGAACGUCCUUAAAGGUGCGUAUAUACGCUAUAGGGAGGCCGUCUGGUCCCGGAGCCCUGUGGGGUUUGGAUGUUUUCAAGGCUCCCGCUAAUUCCUCAAUUGUAAUGGGUUGUUCUAGGUCGGCCUCUUGUUCAGGCGUCAGUUUACGGGUGGUAUGUUCUUCCAAGUAUGCAGCUAUCCGUGCCUGGUGUUGUGCUACUGUAUUUCCCGUUUUGUGCUGUGCUUGGUCGUAUAGCGUCCUGUAAUAUUCUUUGAAAGCCGUUAGGAUGCCCUCCGGAAGCCGGGUGAUAGCGCCUUCUUUCGUGUGUAUCUUGUGGACGUGUCGUGUUCUCCGUUUUUCCUGGAGCAUCUUCGCCAACAGCCGUCCACUUUUAUUCGAAUGUUCGUAGAAGUAUCGGGAUGUUUUCCUGGCUGUGUGGAGUAGUCCUUGGGUCAAUAUGUCCCGAAGCUCUCUGCGAGUUUCCGUGAGUCGGAGGUAUGUGUUAUCAUCCAAAGUGGAUUUAUGGGUUUGCUCAAGCUCAGCUAUGCGGCUUGUCAGGUUAGCAAUUUGCGUCGUCCUUUGUUUUUUGCGGCGGGUGCAGCUCGUGAUAAGGUGUCCACGGAUGACACACUUAUGCGCUUCCCAGAGAGUCAGUGGCUGUAUGUCCGGACUUUCAUUUGUCGAGAAGUAGUCAUUUAGGGCCUGGUUCAUAGCUGUGGUAAAUUCCAGGUCGUCCAGCAUGGAUUCAUUAAGUUUCCACUGUCUGUCUCUGGGUUUAAAGAGCGGGGAUUGUGUAUCGAUCAGAACCGGUGCGUGGUCAGAGUGGUCCAUGAUGCCGAUGUCUGCGCUACGUAGUAGGUUAAGAUACUCCUGGGCCAUGAAAAUGUAGUCGAUUCGACUAUAGUGUCCGUGUACCGCGGAGUAGUGGGUAUAGUCUCGGGCGUCUGGGUGGUACGUCCUCCAGCAGUCCACUAGCCCCAUCUUGUGCAGGAGUCGUUGCGUGGCUUUCAGGCAGUGUGUGGGGAUCGCACUUUGGCCCCUCGAGGUGUCACGUAUGGGGUCCAACGGCAUGUUUAGAUCUCCUGCUGCUAUCAGUAGGCCCCCUCUGAACUUCUCCAGUUUGGCUAGCGCCUGGCGCAUGAACGUGUGUUGCUUUCUGUUUGGUCCGUAUAAGCACGCGAAGGUGUAUUCAUGGUCUGCGAUGGUGCCUCUCAAGAAGAGGAACCUCCCAUUCGGGUCUGCUAGAGUUUGUGUAGUUUGGAAUGGCACCGAGUGGGCGAAUAGAAUGGCGACUCCGGCCUUUUUGGUGUCGGGGUGGUUAGCGUAGAAACCCAAAGGGAAUCGCCGGUUUUCUAAUUUGGGUGCGUCUCCACCUUUGAGAUGGGUUUCUUGCAGGAAAACGACGGAGGCCUUAGCGCUCCACAGUCGGCGGUGCAAGUGGGCCCGUUUUUCUGGGGAGUUGAGUCCCUGGACGUUGUUAGACCAAUACGUCAGCUGGGCCGGGGCAAACGCCCGGGUGGCAGCCAUUUUGGGAGGGGGGGGGCCCCGCCCGCAGCGGCACAGGAGGGGCGAGGGGGAAGGCUGUCGUCUAGAGUGCGGGUUUUAGGGGGAUAGGGUUAUCUGGGGUCAGUAGGACCCGUGAGCGGGGUUAGUUUGGGUGUGACGUCGACCCUGUACCGGAUUUUGGGGGUUCUCGGGGGUUGGUUACCUGACCUUCCCUGAGGUUCCGGUAUAAUUUACAGGAGGGUCUGUCUCAGUGAGGAACAGUGUCGUCUUGACCAAUGGGGUGGUUCGGUCUAGUGGUCAAUUGUCAUCUACUAUCUCCUUCGGCUCCCAACCUGUAUUGGACUUUCGUAUUAGCUAUGUCUCUCUGUGUAGUGUUGAAGAUGGGGUGCAUGGUAGCGGGUCUCUGCUCCCGCAUGUCGCUAUGGGGCCGUUUGUGUGUCUUGUUGUGUGCUGUUAAGGGGGUGCGUCCCUCCCAGUCUCCCCCUUCAUUAUGCGUGUUCGUGGCUGUCUGAGCGAAACCCUUGCUCAUCCAUGGCCGUAUUUGGGUCGGGGUUCAGCGGUGUUAUUGGGAAGAGUUGGUGCAUGUGUGCGCGGUGGGUCCGCACGAGUCAGUGGCGCCGGGCGUGGGGUGUUACCUCCUGUCGGCGCGGUGUCAGACGGGCUGAGUUUGGGUCCGAUCGUCCCGGAGUGGUGCCCUUGAUGUCUGCCCGUGGCUUGGGUUCCGUUAGGCGGGCCCAAGGAUCGCUAUUCGGGUCCCAAGUCUCGUCAUCUGGGGGCCCCGUUGCCGUCCGUCUUGGAGGGCUUCUCCAGCUUGGGGCAUAUCGGGGGUGUGCGGCGUCGUGGUAGUGUGUCUGCCUCGUUACUGUCUGGUAAGUGUAGCGUGCGUGGCACGUGGGGGAGCAGGAGUGAAUGCGCAUGCAGGUCAGGGACGGACUGUGUGCGGGGGGGGGGUCAUGCCUGCAGCUGAGUUACUGUCUUUGUUUUGCUACGUUAAAGGCCGAGCAGUCCCUGAUCCCCUCAGUCUGUCUUCUGUGUUCGCGUGAUGUGUCCCUCAUCCCCCCCCUCCACAUCUGUCAGCCCGUCCCCCGUGAUUCCCGAGUAUUGUGCCAUUGUCGUGCCCUAGACGUCCGUACAUCUCUUUGGUCCACUUAUAAACACUCUUAGCCCCUCCCUAUGUGAUCGCUGAUGCACUGGGCCCGGUGUGACGCACAGGGUAUCUCUUCUAGUGCGUAUAUGUGUCACUCUGAUGGGCGCUCUUUGCGGCUACCGUGGGCAUUAACUUAUCUAGUGGAAUAUUUACAGCAGUGGGCCCUCCCGUCUACCACUCUAGUUCCCAACAUGUGACACCCGUGUCCCUCGUUAACCAAACACCACCACCCACUCCCGGAUCCCCCCCUGACCUCCCGGCAACAGUUCGAUCUGCUGUCCGUUGUACAGCUAUGUUUAGCAACCGUUUGAGGUGGGAAUUCGUCCUGUUGAGGGCCUGGUUGCCUUCUUUGGGGAGUUCCACUUUGUCCCAUGAGACCCCUCUCCCAUGAAAUUCCCCCCCUCCCAACCUGGCAGGGAACCCCGCUGUAGGAGCUUGGCUUUUGGUAGGACCGGGUGGUACUAUCCUCUAUAGCUGACCCCCGGGCUGCCCCGCCACCCCACCUAGACAGGCUCCCCCCUUGCCCCUUGACUAGUGUAGUGGCAGAGUACAUACCCUUGGCUGGCCGGAGCGUGGAAAGUCCCGGGCUGGGAGGAAUCCGAAGGGGAGAAGGGCCACGGCCGCAGGGUUCCGGUGCCGGAGCGGCUCAGGGGGGGUAGUUCCCGUGGCUGUUUAGGGACGGUGUUGGUUUAUUCUUCCGAGUUCUCCGGGCCUCCCCUGCGUUGUGGAGGGGUGGGUCCCGGGCGGAGGUUAUGAGCUACUUCUGACGGACCCGUGGCCCGGGCUGGGGGACCCUCCAGGAUCCAAUUCGGGAUCUGUAUCAUGGGUAGGCCCGCGGCUUGUAGAAAGCGGGGGACGUCGUUCGGCCAGCGGAUUAUGUGCCAGACAUUGCCUGAGCGGGCUUGGAGGCUGAAUGGGAACCCCCAUUUAUACGGAACCCUUCUCUCCUGCAGCAUCCGUGUCAGUGGUCUAAGUGCUCGGCGGGCAUCCAGGGUAAUAGUGGACAGGUCCUGGAAGAGGGAGACCUGGGAGUCCAUGUAUGUGAUCCUUUGCUGCGCCCUCGCUGCUUGCAUUAUGGCCUCCUUUAGUUGGAAGGAUUCUAGGGAGCAGAUGAUGUCGCGUGGGAGGCCGUCCCUUCUAGGUGCCCGCAGGGCUCUGUGGGCCCUUUCCAGACCGAAGUCACCAGGAGCCUCACUGCCCAUGAGGUGUGUGAACAGGCCUGUUAGGACUUCUUGGGGGAUUUCUCCCUCAGUUUCUGGGAGGCCUCGGACCCUUAUGUUUUUGCGACGACCUCUGUUGUCGAGGUCCUCCACUUGGCGGCGGAUGUCCAGGAGAAUGUUUCCCUGCCGCCCCGUAGCCAGUUCAGCCGCUUGCAUUGUUUGGGUGUGCUGGAGGCGGUCUUCCUCCAAGCUACCUAUGCGUUGUUCCAGGGCCGAGAGGUCCCUGCGGACCGCCGUGAUCUCCUCCCGGAUAACGGCCUUCAAUUCCGCGACCAUGUCUGACUUAUCUUUGCGGGUGAGCAUGUUAUUAGUUAUAGUUGCCAGGUCUGCAGAUAUUUGGGUCAGCGUAGGGGUCGCCGGAGGAGUCUGGUCCGAGAGCGCCAUGCUUGAGGUCGGAGAGGACGGCGUCGGCGUGGCGGGGCCGUCCAGGCCUCGCGGGCCCUGGGAUGCCUGUAAGUAUUCGUCCAUCGGGCCGGGGUUAUAUUUCGCCGGCGUGACACCGGAGUUACCAGCUGUGUUUGUCCUCUUGCUUUUCCCCAUCUUUUUUGGCUGUUUAUGGCGCUAUUUGCCGGGGUUUACCAGGUUGGGGCCUAGGAGCUUAGGAGUAGUGCGUCUUACUCCAUCGGUAGUCAGGACACGCCCCUCUUACAUUUUGUUUUAUGAUUGGUGUCCAUUAUUGUCUUUCCAUUAUUAAUUUUUUUUUUCCAGUCUGUUUUUUCAAGUUAUUUUGCUGGUCAUUUUUAGAAUUUCUUUCUCUCCUUUUUUUCCUAUUUCAGUGCCAUAGCGAACACCUUCAACUUGCAAAACUUGGGGAAGAAAAUAUUUGAGGAUUUUGCAAAGUCCUGGAUUUGGAUCCUUGUGUGAGUGUCCGCUAAGUUCUAACCUAUGUUUUUCCACUUUGUAUCCAAGAUACUCAUUGUUAUCAUGUAAUAUAAUGAUUAUCAUCCAUUUAUCUUACUGUAAAAGCAUUUUCCACAUAGGGUUGGAAAUAAAAUAUUAUGUCACCAGUGGAAGAUGUAUAUCGGCAUAAUUGAGUAAAAAAAAAAGAUCUGACCAUAUUUCGGUCUUGCUUCUAGAUGUUCUUGACUUACAGGAAGUAUUUUUUAAUCCUCAGAAUAAUGUUUUAUUACUCACCAUUUUCAGUAUGGUCCCAUUAAUGGCUCCAUUAUACUAGAAGCUGACACAUAAUUUUUGUGAAAGAUUUGGUAUCAUGUCUCUCAAUAGUAUUGGUGAAUGUGUGGUCCUGUCUCUCCUCUCUUCCUCCCCAGUGGACUGGUUAUAGCUAUGCUGGUCAGCCUCCUGUUCCUCCUCCUCCUUAGAUUCACUGCUGGGAUCCUAGUCUGGGUCCUCAUCAUUGGUGUCAUUGGAGUCACGGCAUAUGGUAUAACUCUUAACAGAAAUUUUUGCAGUACUUCUAUCUAUACCUGGAACUAUGUGGCCUAAUUAAAUAUUUUCAUUGAAAUCUAAAUCAUCUCUUCACCUCUAUGCUCACGCUAUCUCUUUACUAUAAAUCACCCAUCACUCGCCCUCUGUGCCCAAGCUAUCUCUUUACUAUAAAUCACCCAUCACUCGCCCUCUGUGCCCAAGCUAUCUCUUUACUAUAAAUCACCCAUCAUUCGCCCUCUGUGCCCAAGCUAUCUCUUUACUAUAAAUCACCCGUCACUCGCCCUCGAUGCCCAGGCUAUCUCUUUACUAUAAAUCACCCGUCACUCACCCUCUGUGCCCAAGCUAUCUCUUUACUAUAAAUCACCCAUCACUCGCCCUCUGUGCCCAAGCUAUCUCUUUACUAUAAAUCACCCGUCACUCGCCCUCGAUGCCCAGGCUAUCUCUUUACUAUAAAUCACUCGUCACUCACCCUCUGUGCCCAAGCUAUCUCUUUACUAUAAAUCACCCAUCACUCGCCCUCUGUGCCCAAGCUAUCUCUUUACUAUAACUCACCCAUCACUCGCCCUAGGUGCCCAAGCUAUCUGUUUACUAUAAAUCACCUGUCACUCACCCUCUGUGCCCAAGCUAUCUCUUUACUAUAAAUCACCCAUUACUCACCCUCUGUGCCCAAGCUAUCGCUUUACUAUAAAUCACCCAUUACUCACCCUCUGUGCCCAAGCUGUCUCUUUACUAUAACUCACCCAUCACUCCCCUCUGUGCCCAAGCUAUCUCUUUACUAUAAAUCACCCAUCACUCGCCCUGUGCCCAAGCUAUCUCUUUACUAUAAAUCACCCUUACUCGCCCUCUGUGCCCAAGCUAUCUCUUUACUAUAAAUCACCAUCACUCCCCUCUGUGCCCAAGCUGUCUCUUUACUAUAAAUCACCCACCAAUAUUUCCUAUAAAACCUGGAUGUACAAUAAUCUCACUCUGUGUCUAAGUGUAUCAGAGAUUGAAGCAAACGUCAUUGAUUAAUGUUUUCAUUCCUUCUCCUAGGGAUAUAUCACUGUUACACAGAGUACGAUGCGCUGAAUAAAAGUGGAAGUACAAUCCAGAAUGUUGGUUUUACUGUGAACAUAGGUGUUUACUUCAAUGUGAAGGAGACAUGGCUGGCUAUUAGUGAGUAUGACCCUACUCUCUAAUACUUCCUACAUGGCCGGCUAUCAGUGAAUAUUAACUUACUCUCUAAUACUUCCUACAUACCCGGCUAUCAGUGAAUAUUCACUUACUCUCUAAUACUUCCUACAUGGCCAGCUAUCAGUGAAUAUUCACUUACUCUCUAAUACUUCCUACAUGGCCGGCUAUCAGUGAAUAUUCACUUACUCUCUAAUACUUCCUACAUGGCCGGCUAUCAGUGAAUAUUAACUUACUCUCUAAUACUUCCUACAUAGCUGGCUAUCAGUGAAUAUUCACUUACUCUCUAAUACUUCCUACAUAGCCGGCUAUCAGUGAAUAUUAACUUACUCUCUAAUACUUCCUACAUGGCUGGCUAUCAGUGAAUAUUCACUUACUCUCUAAUACUUCCUACAUGGCCAGCUAUCAGUGAAUAUUCACUUACUCUCUAAUACUUCAUACAUGGCCAGCUAUCAGUGAAUAUUCACUUACUCUCUAAUACUUCCUACAUGGCCAGCUAUCAGUGAAUAUUCACUUACUCUCUAAUACUUCCUACAUACCCAGCUAUCAGUGAAUAUUAACUUACUCUCUAAUACUUCCUACAUGGCUGGCUAUCAGUGAAUAUUAACUUACUCUCUAAUACAUGGCUGUCCAACCUGCAGCCCCUCAGAUGUUGCUGAACUACAACUCCCAUGAUUCCCUGGCUAUCUAUUUCAUUAAAAGACUCAUGGGAGUUGUAGACAGCCCUGCUCUAAUACUUCCUACAUGGCUGGCUAUCAGGGAGUAUUACCCUACUCUCUAAUACUUCCUACAUGGCCGGCUAUCAGGGAGUAUUACCCUACUCUCUAAUACUUCCUACAUGGCCGGCUAUCAGGGAGUAUUACCCUACUCUCUAAUACUUCCUACAUGGCUGGCGAUCAGUGAGUAUUAACUUACUCUCUAAUACUUCCUACAUAGCCGGCUAUCGGUGAAUAUUAACUUACUCUCUAAUACUUCCUACAUAGCCGGCUAUCAGUGAAUAUUAACUUACUCUCUAAUACUUCCUACAUAGCCGGCUAUCAGGGAGUAUUACCCUACUCUCUAAUACUUCCUACAUGGCCGGCUAUCAGUGAGUAUUACCCUACUCUCUAAUACUUCCUACAUGGCCGGCUAUCAGGGAGUAUUACCCUACUCUCUAAUACUUCCUACAAGGCUGGCGAUCAGUGAGUAUUAACUUACUCUCUAAUACUUCCUACAUAGCCGGCUAUCAGUGAAUUUUACCUUACUCUCUAAUACUUUCUACAUAGCUGGCUAUCAGUGAAUUUUAACUUACUCUCUAAUACUUCCUACAUAGCCGGCUAUCAGUGAGUAUGACCCUACUCUCUAUUACUUCCUACAUAGCCGGCUAUCAGUGAGUAUUACCCUUCUGUCUAAUACUUCCUACAUAGCCGACUAUCAGUGAGUAUGACCCUACUCUCUAUUACUUCCUACAUAGCCGACUAUCAGUGAGUAUGACCCUACUCUCUAUUACUUCCUACAUAGCCGGCUAUCAGUGAGUAUUACCCUACUCUCUAAUACUUCCUACAUGGCCGGCUAUCAGUGAGUAUGACCCUACUCUCUAUUACUUCCUACAUGGCCGGCUAUCAGUGAAUAUUACCCUACUCUCUAAUACUUCCUACAUAGCCGGCUAUCAGUGAAUAUUACCCUACUCUCUAAUACUUCCUACAUAGCCGGCUAUCAGUGAAUAUUACCCUACUCUCUAAUACUUCCUACAUGGCUGGCCAUCACCACACUAAUGCUCCGUGUUAGACUAACAACCGCUAUUAACCAUUAGUCUCUUUAUAAUCCCUUCAGAGGCACUGGGGAUGUAUUUUGCAUAUAUAUAUAUAUAUUUUUUUCCAAUAUCUAUAAAAAAAAUAAAAAUAAAGUGCAUUUUAUAAUAACUGAAGUUUGAGAUUACAUAAUUACAUAUAUAUUAUGUGUCCUAUCUUGAUAUAUAUCUUGAGAUUGUCACUUUUAUACUGUCUUCAUCUGUUAUACUUAUGUCUCAAUAAAAAUAGACUGACAAAAAAAAUGAUACAACUGCACUGAUUUUCUUACAACUUGCAACCUUUCAUUGCCCUAGUGACUUGUCUCUCUCUCUCGUCUGCAGUGAUCAUACUAAUUGUGGUGGAGGUGAUCCUUCUCUUACUUCUACUGUUCCUCAGGAAGCGGAUUCUCAUUGCAAUCGCUCUGAUUAAAGAAGCCAGCAAGUGAGUGAGGGCGUGUGGAACUUACCUCUUGUGUAGAAGGAGGAGAAAAUCUAUAAUAAGCAUGUUCUCUCUCUCCACAGGGCUAUUGGUCACAUAAUGUCCUCUCUUUUUUACCCUGUCGUGACUUUCGUCCUCCUGUUGGUCUGUAUAACAUACUGGGGGAUAACUGCCUUGUAUCCUUUAACAUUGAUGGAGCCAGACCCUCUGGGGCUUUUUACCAAGUCAGACCUCAUGGAAGAAAUCUGGGCAUAUUUUGCAAGUGAUGAGACUUAAUAGAGAGAUGCAAUCAAAUGAUCACAAUUGGGGGGGACGGGAUGUAUAAUUAGUCCAUAGGGAACAAAGAUUUGCAAUUCACUGUCUAGAGAAAAGGGGUUUGUGGAGUCAAGCUUGGCUUAUAGUCAACAGAACAACUACAACUUAUUGUUUUUGUUAUGGUGAGUAUAAUCAUUCCCUUCUGGCUUUUUGCAGUAAACACUUGUUUACAGCCUAGGGAUACCUUCACACAGAGGCGUACCUAGAGCAUUUGGCACCCGGCGGGUCCUAUUUUUGUCACCCUCCCCCACUUUAAAAUGUAAAAAACAAUCACAAUUUUUUUGAAUGCACUUAGCACUGAGCAGUGUUUGUGUUUUUGAUUGUUAGCAUGUUUGUGUAUGGAGUAUGUUUGAGUAAAUGUAGAGAUGUGUUUGUAUGUAGUGUUGGCAUUUGAAUGCAAGCAUUCAUUUGUGUGUAGUGUGGUUUUUGAAUGCAGUGGUGUGGUUAUAUUGAAUGGUGGGGUUUGUAUGUAGUGUUGACGUUAAAAUGAAGGGGUGUAUUUGUGUGUAGUGUUGGUGAGAUUCUGAGAUGUAUGCACAUAUACACACUGACACACAUGCAGAUACUUAUAUACUCAUGCAGAUACAUAGACACACAGAUACACUGACACACAUGCAGACACAGUGGCGACACUAGGAACAAUACAUGUGGGGGUGGGGGCACAUAAAAUUCCACAGUCAAAAUUGGUGGGGCACUAAAACAUUUCACUAGGGGAUGGGGUAAUAUGCUCCCAUUGGCUGUCUGAUGCCAGCUGGCAUCCGGCAACAAAUUUGCAUAGAAUUCACAUAAGCCACUCAGAUUUCUUGUUGUGGGCUGGCUGACACCUUUAAACUUCGAUCUUUGUUUAUCAGAUAACUCCCGUAUUUGCUUGCUACAUACACACAUUUAAUAAGAGGUCCACCCCACCUUCCUACCUUGCUCUAGGAAGGCUAGAGUGGAGGGCUGGUGGUAAGUGGUUGCUGUUGGGAUCUCUGUGCUCUUCCUGCACAGGUCCCUUGCGUGCACUGUAAUGAUGCUGAUGCCGGGAUGACGUCAUAUUCCAGCUGCCGGCUCACUGCAGGGCAAAGACAGUCAGAUGCACACAGUUAUACACAUAUACUGUCAAAUACAGCCACAGGCACAUAGUCAUUCGCACACAGUCAAACACACAGUUACAGGCAGAUAGUCACACACAAAUACUUACAGGCAGUAGCAUGCACAAUUACAGGCAGACUGUAACAGUUACAGUCACAGGUAGACCGUGUCACACACAGUCACAGGUAGACCGUGUCACACACAGUCACAGGUAGACCGUGUCACACACAGUCACAGGUAGACCGUGUCACACACAGUCACAGGUAGACCGUGUCACACACAGUCACAGGUAGACCGUGUCACACACAGUCACACACUGGCACAGGCAGGCUACACACAGUCAUAGGCAGACAGUCACACACACAGUCACAGACAGGUCAAACACACAGCCAAAUCCAUUCACACACACAGUUACAGGCAAACUGUCACACAGUCACAAACUGACAGUCACACAUACAGUCACACACACAAUCACAGGCAAACACUCACAGGCAGACAGUCACACAUACAGUAACAGGCAGUCAGCCCCACAUAAGUGACUGCAUAUUACAAGAUGUCAACAUUAGGGGUUGUGUUAAUGUAAAAUGGUUCAUUGGCCCUUUAACUGACCCCCAUCAGAUACCUUGCUACGUCUGGAGCUCCAUUAUACAUAGUGUCUGUUGCAAACACAACGUUCCCAGGAUGUGCAAAUAUCACUGGCAAUAAGACCUGUGAUCCUAUGGUGAGUGCCACUUGUGUGAGAGUCAGUGUGUGGCUGUUUGGAACCACAUAUGUGUUUGUGUUACUGGUGACAUGAGAAUCUGUGACUGUGUUGAUAUAAAUGGGGCAUUGUUCAUUAAAUGUAGCUGUGUUUUUAUCUCCAACAGACAUUCAAUGCUUCCAGUACAGGCUGCAGUGAAGCUCAGUGUAUUUUCUAUAAGUACAAUACUGAGGGACUCUACCAGACCAACCUCUUCAACCUGCAGAUAUACAAUGUCAUCGGGUUUCUGUGGUGCAUGAAUUUUGUCAUUGCUCUUGGACAGUGCGUGAUGGCUGGAGCAUUCGCGUCCUACUACUGGGCCUUCAACAAACCCAGAGACAUCCCUUUCUUCCCAGUAUCUGCUGCCUUCAUGAGAACACUCAGGUGAGUCUAGAAAGUUUUGAUUAUAAUGUCCAAUGCUCUGUCAAUGCACUAUCGCUUUAUCAGUGUCUUCCUAUGUACAUAAACAAAGUAAAUCCUGAUUCUGGGUUCUUAGGGGGAGCUUGUGUUGAGGAAGUGAAAGGAAAUGAGUUUAGGGAUGGGAAUACUUUGGCCAAGUGUUUUAGUGGUGUCAGAACGUGAGAUGCUCACCUGCUGUUCUAAUAAAUAGAGGAAACAUUUUUCAGAGUAAUUUCUUUUUGUAGGUCUGUUUGAUAAUCUCCCCCCAAUGGAAUAUUGUGUGCAAAAUGAGAGCAGCACCUAAUGUCAUUUUUCAAUGAUAAAGCUUCCUGUUUAAGGUAGUUAUCGCAGGUUUGCAGUUCUGCUCUUUUACAUGACCCUAACGAACCAGGGGUCACAUAGAAUUGAUUCAAUUUUUUUAGUAUUGUGUGUAUUUAUCCAGAGACUACUCUAAAGUAUUAAUUACUGUUCUUUAUACGUCUCUCACCCCCCCUUUUUUUUUCUCAUCCAAUACCCUUUUCUCUUAGAUAUCACACUGGAUCACUAGCAUUUGGAGCCCUGAUUCUCACCAUCAUCCAAGUCAUCAGGAUCAUGCUGGAAUAUCUUGACCACAAACUGAAAGGUAAUGUUAUCAAACAAGGGGAGAAGGCCAUCACCCUGUUUGACAAUGACCAUUGUUGAGUGGUAGCCAAUGAUUUUAAUUCAGUUUUGUUGCUUAGCAAGACAAAAGCCAGACAGCAUAAACAAGUCUCCUAGAAUUACCAGUUAUUGUUACUCUCCACUAGAACAGGGCGGGUUCCCCCAAGACCAGAACCAAGCAAUAGAUCGGUAAGAAGCUAUAAUAAGGGGGGACAGAAAAGUAUUCCCAUGGAAGGCGAGCGAGAGCUAGAACCUCCCCUGGGACUACACCACCAGAAGAUUUACUGGGAGGACAUCCAUCCAUGGAGUCCAAAUCAUCUUUGGCUUUUUUUUGUUAUUUAGAUCGGAAGCAACCAAUAACCUCAUCUGAAUUUGAAUAGUACUUAUUAUAUGCAGAUAUUAUUAGUGCUAAACCAAAAGGUACUCACUCUGUUAGAUCUUGGAGGAUAUCAAGCUGCUGGGCAUUAAAUCUGUAAUGCCAACAUCUGAGCUAUUCUAGUGGCUGUUAUGCAUUGCCAUUCUUAGUUGAAAUUGAACCUAUACUGAUGGAUUCAUUUCAUAGAGCUUUCUAUUCUUCCCAGACGUCCAUAAUCCCUGUACACGCUUCCUCCUCUGCUGCCUGAAAUGCUGCUUCUGGUGUCUGGAGAAAUUCAUCAAAUUCCUAAACCGCAAUGCAUAUAUAAUGGUAACUCUUCUUCUGGAAAUAUACUGUGUACACUUUAUUAAGGGGACUAGUCAAUGUAUAUUGGUGAAAAUUCAUCUGUGUACACUAUACUCAAAUGUAUGCAGCAUACUGGGGUUCUUCCUCUGUAUACACUGUAACUGGAGAACACACAAUGUGUCCAACACUCUCCUGUAUACACUGUAACUGGAUAACACACAAUAUGUCCAACACUAUCCUGUAUACACUGUAACUGGAGAACACACAAUGUGUCCAACACUCUCCUGUAUACACUGUAACUGGAUAACACACGAUGUGUCCAACACUCUCCUGUAUACACUGUAACUGGAUAACACACAAUGUGUCCAACACUAUCCUGUAUACACUGUAACUGGAUAACACACUAUGUGUCCAACACUCUCCCGUAUACACUGUAACUGGAGAACACACAAUGUGUCCAACACUCUCCUGUAUACACUGUAACUGGAUAGCACACAAUAUGUCCAACACUAUCCUGUAUACACUGUAACUGGAGAACACACAAUGUGUCCAACACUCUCCUGUAUACACUGUAACUGGAUAACACACGAUGUGUCCAACACUCUCCUGUAUACACUGUAACUGGAUAACACACAAUGUGUCCAACACUCUCCUGUAUACACUGCAACUGGAUAACACACAAUGUGUCCAACACUCUCCUGUAUACACUGUAACUGGAUAACACACUAUGUGUCCAACACUCUCCUGUAUACACUGUAACUGGAUAACACACAAUGUGUCCAACACUCUCCUGUAUACACUGUAACUGGAUAACACACAAUGUGUCCAACACUCUCCUCUAUACACUGUAACGGGAUAACACACAAUGUGUCCAACACUAUCCUGUAUACACUUUAACUGGAUAGCACACAAUAUGUCCAACACUCUCCUGUAUACACUGUAACUGGAUAACACACUAUGUGUCCAACACUCUCCUGUAUACACUGUAACUGGAUAACACACUAUGUGUCCAACACUCUCCUCUAUACACUAACUGGAUAACACACAAUGUGUCCAACACUAUCCUGUAUACACUGUAACUGGAUAACACACAAUGUGUCCAACACUAUCCUGUAUACACUGUAACUGGAGAACACACAAGGUGUCCAACACUCUCCUGUAUACACUGUAACUGGAUAACACACCAUGUGUCCAACACUCUCCUGUAUACAUUGUAACUGGAUAACACACAAUGUGUCCAACACUCUCCUGUAUACACUAACUGGAUAACACACAAUGUGUCCAACACUCUACAGUAUACACUGUAACUGGAUAACACACAAGGUGUCCAACACUCUACAGUAUACACUAACUGGAUAACACACAAUGUGUCCAACACUAUCCUGUAUACACUGUAACUGGAUAACACACAAUAUGUCCAACACUCUCCUGUAUACACUGUAACUGGAUAACACACAAUGUGUCCAACACUCUCCUGUAUACACUGUAACUGGAUAACACACAAUAUGUCCAACACUCUCCUGUAUACACUGUAACUGGAUAACACACAAUAUGUCCAACACUAUCCUGUAUACACUAACUGGAUAACACACAAUGUGUCCAACACUAUCCUGUAUACACUAACUGGAUAACACACAAUGUGUCCAACACUAUCCUGUAUACACUGUAACUGGAUAACACACAAUGUGUCCAACACUCUCCUGUAUACACUGUAACUGGAGAACACACAAGGUGUCCAACACUCUCCUGUAUACACUGUAACUGGAUAACACACUAUGUGUCCAACACUCUCCUGUAUACACUGUAACUGGAUAGCACACUAUGUGUCCAACACUCUCCUGUAUACACUGUAACUGGAUAGCACACAAUAUGUCCAACACUCUCCUGUAUACACUGUAACUGGAUAACACACAAUGUGUCCAACACUCUCCUGUAUACACUAACUGGAUAACACACAAUAUGUCCAACACUCUCCCGUAUACACUGUAACUGGAUAACACACAAUGUGUCCAACACUCUCCUGUAUACACUGUAACUGGAUAACACACAAUAUGUCCAACACUAUCCUGUAUACACUAACUGGAGACACACAAUGUGUCCAACACUAUCCUGUAUACACUGUAACUGGAGAACACACUAUGUCCAACACUCUCCGUAUACACCGUGCUGGAGAACACACAAUAUGUCAACACUCUCCGGUAUACACUGUAACUGGAGAACACACAAUAUGUCCAACACUCUCCGUAUACACUGUAACUGGAGAUCCAACACUCUCCAUACACUGUAACUGGAUAGCACACAAUAUGUCCAACACUAUCCUGUAUACACUGUAACUGGAUAGCACAAUAUGUCCAACACUAUCCUGUAUACACUGGAGAACACACAAUGUGUCCAACACUCUCUGUAUACACUGUAACUGGAUAACACACGAUGUGUCCAACACUCUCCUGUAUACACUGUAACUGGAUAACACACAACAACUGUAUACACUGGAUAACACACAUGUGUCCAACACUAUCCUGUAUACCUGUAACUGGAUAACACACAAUGUGUCCAACACUCUCCUGUAUACACUGUAACUGGAUAACACACAAUGUGUCCAACACUAUCCUGUAUACACUGUAACUGAAUAACACACAAUGUGUCCAACACUCUCCUGUAUACACUGUAACUGGAUAACACACAAUGUGUCCAACACUCUCCCGUAUACACUGUAACUGGAGAACACACAAUGUGUCCAACACUCUCCUGUAUACACUGUAACUGGAGAACACACAAGGUGUCCAACACUCUCCUGUAUACACUGUAACUGGAUAACACACUAUGUGUCCAACACUCUCCUGUAUACACUGUAACUGGAUAACACACAAUGUGUCCAACACUAUCCUGUAUACACUGUAACUGGAUAACACACAAGGUGUCCAACACUCUCCUGUAUACACUGUAACUGGAUAACACACAAUAUGUCCAACACUAUCCUGUAUACACUAACUGGAUAACACACAAUGUGUCCAACACUAUCCUGUAUACACUGUAACUGGAUAACACACAAUGUGUCCAACACUCUCCCGUAUACACUGUAACUGGAUAACACACAAUGUGUCCAACACUCUCCUGUAUACACUGUAACUGGAUAACACACAAAGUGUCCAACACUCUCCUGUAUACACUGUAACUGGAUAACACACAAUGUGUCCAACACUCUCCUGUAUACACUGUAACUGGAUAACACACAAUGUGUCCAACACUAUCCUGUAUACACUGUAACUGGAUAACACACAAUGUGUCCAACACUCUCCUGUAUACACUGUAACUGGAGAACACACUAUGUGUCCAACACUCUCCCGUAUACACUGUAACUGGAGAACACACAAUAUGUCCAACACUCUCCCGUAUACACUGUAACUGGAGAACACACAAUAUGUCCAACACUCUCCCGUAUACACUGUAACUGGAGAACACACAAUGUGUCCAACACUCUCCUGUAUACACUGUAACUGGAUAGCACACAAUAUGUCCAACACUAUCCUGUAUACACUGUAACUGGAUAGCACACAAUAUGUCCAACACUAUCCUGUAUACACUGUAACUGGAGAACACACAAUGUGUCCAACACUCUCCUGUAUACACUGUAACUGGAUAACACACGAUGUGUCCAACACUCUCCUGUAUACACUGUAACUGGAUAACACACAAUGUGUCCAACACUCUCCUGUAUACACUGUAACUGGAUAACACACAAAGUGUCCAACACUCUCCUGUAUACACUGUAACUGGAUAACACACAAUGUGUCCAACACUCUCCUGUAUACACUGUAACUGGAUAACACACAAUGUGUCCAACACUCUCCUGUAUACACUGUAACUGGAUAACACACAAUGUGUCCAACACUCUCCUGUAUACACUGUAACUGGAUAACACACAAUGUGUCCAACACUCUUCUGUAUACACUGUAACUGGAUAGCACACAAUAUGUCCAACACUCUCCUGUAUACACUGUAACUGGAUAACACACAAUAUGUCCAACACUCUCCUGUAUACACUGUAACUGGAUAACACACAAUGUGUCCAACACUAUCCUGUAUACACUGUAACUGGGUAGCUCCUGUUUAUAAACUGUAACUUGGGUGGGAAUUAUAUCAGAUAUCUCCUCUGUGCAUUGUGUGAUAUGAAUACUAGCUUCAAUCCUGACUUAAUACAUAAUUCUUGAUUAAGGUGAAUAGUAUUUUAUAUAGACGAGGAUUCAUGCAGUACUGAAGUAAUUAUUGUUUCUACUUCAAUUUCAAGAAACCCAAUUUACUAUGCUGGACUAUAACCCCUAUAAUGUGCAAACAUCUUGCUAAUUUGUUAUUUAAUCGGAAAGUAGAUACAGGAAACCCUGGGUGUAGUGUGUAUAUAUAGCAUGGUAGUACUACCUGGAUUAAGGUGUGUUCCCCUUUUCCUUAACAUUUUGGCGUACCCUCUCAUCAUUCCCCAUAAACUAGAGCUUCUCCUUAUUCUACAGAUGUAAUUCUCCCUUCUCCAUUCUCAGAUUGCGGUGUACGGGAAGAAUUUCUGUGUUUCCGCUAAAAACGCCUUCAAUCUCUUGAUGAGGAACAUUGUGAGGUGAACAUAUUACAUCCAUGAAUUUACUGUGUGCAUGCGUGCGUGUAUUAACAUGGGUCAUGUGCUGUGUUUUCAGAAGAGGACCGUAAUUGUCCAUAGCUAAUAUCACCUAUUUGAGUGUAUCGUUGGGUUAAUGAGGAAUUACAUUUUGCAUGUAGGUUGGGAUGCUGUUUUGUGCGUGAGGUGGUCCUAAACUUGUCCAUUUGUCUGUCUAUAGGGUGGUUGUUCUGGAUAAAGUGACCGACUUGCUCAUACUAUUUGGGAAAUUGAUUGUAGUUGGAGGAGUAGGUGAGAACCAAGAAAUCUAGGUUAUAUCCGGCUCCGUAUCCCAGCCUGUCCGACCUUUCUACAGCUCACGUAGAUUCUUCUCUCUGUUUAUCUUGUUUGCUCUCCCUAAACUCUCUCGUUUUACCUUUUCCUGUCUCAUUAUAUUUUUCACUCUGUAUCGAUCAGUUUUUUUUUUCUUUGUACUGCCUUGUUUCUCCUGUAUUCUUCCAUUUUAUCCCCCCUUCCUCUCUGAAUUCCUGCCCCCGCUCCACUGUAUCUCUAUAUUCCAAACUCAUUUCUCUCUUUCUACCUGUACCUCCUCCACUCUAAUCCAUUCAUUUUGGCAGCUCUACUUUAUUCUCCCUCCACUAACUCUCUAACUCUCUCCUUUACCCCUUUUCAUAUCUGUUCACUACAAACUCACCGUGUCUCUUCCGUUUCAGGAGUCCUUGCAUUCUUUUUCUUUUCUAAUAAGUUAAAGAUUGACAAUGAUGCUUUCAAGCCCCCAAAUCUGAACUAUUAUUGGAUCCCCAUUUUGGUAAGUUGUGUAGGUGUACGAGGAGCUUCGUGUGAGCAAUAUCUCUGCUACAGGGAAGCAAUGCCUGAAAUGGCAAAUAUUCCUAACAGAUCACUUUAUUCUUUUAUAAAUAUUUAUACACCCGUAAGGACUAACCUUUGUAAUCUGUAUGUAAGUGUUGUUUCCAUGAUGCCCAGGCAACCUCUGGGUUGGUCAGACUUUCUAGGAAAUUAAUUUCAAUACAAUAUGGAUUGCAAUCGUUGUGUUAUAUAUAUAUAUAUAUAUAUAUAUAUAUAUAUAUAUAUAUAUAUAUAAUGUGUGUGUGUGUGUGUGUGUAUGUAAAAAAUAGAUAAACUUCGUAUCUUCGUACCUUUUUAUUGGACUAACAUAAUUUUUUAAUGACAAGCUUUUGGGAGAACCUCCCUUUCUCAAGUCUGAAGCAUUUCUGAGCAAGACGACACAUAGAAAUCAAAGUUGAGUUGUGAUACAGGGGUUAAAGCGACAUGAAUGUAGAUAAGACACAGGUUUGAUAGAAUAUAGACACCAUUCUUGCAGAGGGUAGUAAAUAUCUUGUAUGAAGAUCAGAGUGGGGGGGGGGGAGAGAGGGAAAAAAAACAAGCAAACAGUGAAAUGGUGCUAGGAGAGGGGGGAGUAUUAAUAUAAAAAAUGCAUGAAUUUCCAUCCAAGAUUUACAGGAUAUGCAUGAAGACCUAUAUCCUGCAUACACAGACACACUCACACACAUGUACAUAUACACAAGUAGUGUAUAUGUACAAGUAUACACAAAAACAUACACACUGUACACAAGUACCUAUAAAUACAACCAAAUGUCCAAAUAUAUGUACAUGCACACCUACACAUACAUCCACACACAAGCACCAAUACAUGUAUCUACACAUAUUCCAAUGUGCCUACACAUACAUAGACCCGUAUAUAUGUACACAUACACCUAUUCACAUAUACAUGCAUUCUUAAUAUUAAUACUCCUCCCUUCUAGCACCAUCUUCUGACUGUUUGCUUGUUUGUUUUUUUUUCUUUCUCUCCCCCCUCGCUCUGUGACCUUCACACAAAACAGUUACGACCCACUGCAAGAAUGGUGUCUAUGUUCUAUCAAACCUGUGUCUUAUCUGCACUCAUGUCACUUUAACCCCUGUAUCACAACUCAACUUUGAAUUCUAUGUGUCCUCUUGCUCAGAAAUGCUAUAGAUUUGAGAAAGGGAGGUUCUCCCGAAAGCUUGAAAAAAUUGUUAGUCAAUAAAAAAAGAAGGUAUUACAAGAUAUGAAUUUUAUCUGUUUUUUACAUCAACAUCACUGGACUAAUACGGCUACAAUCUCUACUUGAAUACACUAUAUAUUAUUAUUAAUUUUUUUUUUUUUUUUACUACACACCUUUUUAGAAUUUUUCUUUUUACACGUUCCUAUUUAAAAAGUGUUUAUAAUACAUUUGUAAAUAAGGCAUGUUACUUAUUAAAGUGUUUUGGAUUGCUAUCCAGUAGAGCGCACACAGCACUUCAAGGUCUACUCUGACAUCAUUUCUGCAAUCAGAUUAAUGAGAUACAUUAUAAAUAAUCUAUUAAAAUGCCCGUUGCUUAUUCAUAUCUUCCUUUGUUUUACCCCAUAUUUUUUUUUGCCCCUCCAGACGAUAGUCGUUGGGUCAUACAUGAUUGCUCAAGGCUUCUUUAGCGUGUAUACCAUGUGCGUGGACACUUUGUUCCUGUGUUUCUGUGAGUAUUGAAUUAUGACCCGAUGUACUCCUGAUGACCAUCUUGUUGGAGCUCGUAGCUGACGUGCACUGGGAUUUUACAGAGAUGGCCUCAUGGCUUAGAUCAGUAGUAGACAUUGUGUAUAGUAGUGAGUUGAAUUACCUUAGAAUGAGCUUCUCCCAUGAUAAGGUCUUCUAGUAAGAUUAUAUUUUCCAACUAAGAGUUCUACAGUUCUGAGUAAAUAUAUAAUAACCAAAAAGAACAAUGUUGAGAGAGGCACGUGUUGCUACAUUCUCCUGAAGUAGUGUACACAUGAUUUUCCCCCAAAUACAGAGAAUGCCAUGACCACCAUGAUGUGGCCUUAAUGACGUGGACUUAUUUCCAUUUUCAGUGGAAGAUUUAGAACGUAAUGAUGGGUCUCAAGAAAAGCCAUAUUACAUGCCCAAAUCACUCAUGUCUAUUCUGAAUAAGAAGAAUCGACCACCAGAGUCAGAAGAGAAGAAGAAAGGAAAGAAAUAAUGCAUGGCUUGGCUGGAAUGUUACUUUCUGUUCAUUAUCAUCACUCCGAGCGUGAAGUGACCAAACUUCCUUCAUAAUCAGAUAUCAUAUCGCAUUCAAUAGGUUGUUGAUUUUUUUUUUUUUUUUAAAUACUUUUUUUUUGUCACUUCCUGCUGCUGGCCAUAGCCGCCCUAUUUAGAGAUGGUGGUAGAAUUGUUUACAUUUCAGUUACUUAAUACAUAUCUGUGAAAAUAGGGCUUUAGAGUGAGAAGGGCUUAGAACAACGCUCAGUGUUCUCUUCUGUGACCUCACUUCCAGUUUAAAGGAAACCAUUUUUGUAUUUCACAUGUCUCUCGUUUGGUUUUCCUCUCAAUUUCUUCUGUUUACUAUGCAUGUUUUUGUACAAACAUUGGGUUUAUAAAUACCACACUAUUUUACUUACAGUUGUCAAGUAAUUGUCACAUAGGUUUCAGUAUGUUGGAAUCUGAUGUCCAGUUCCCCUCUGUCGUACAUGUCAGAUCUCGUUUAAUGACAGAAUUGGUGGGUCAGGGGUCAAAAGCCCUUAUUUUAAUUUUUAAACCAUUUUAUUGGACAGAAAAUAGGUGGGUUCUUGACAGGAUAGGUGGCGCAUCGACUUUAGUGUGGGGCAGGUUCAAUAUUGACUGGUGUAGGUUGAGAUAGGUCAGUGGAGGGAGCAACUGAAAUCAUGACCUCUUCCCAAACAUUCCACCAUCUUCCACACCCACACACACAUCGUUACCAUUUCCGCCAUUCACCUUGGUUAAAUGUGCCUUCAUCUGGAUCUUUGCAUCCUGUAAGAAUGUGAAUUCUGUUUUUAGGCAUCUUUAACCUAGAAUUAGCCAUAGACUGAAGGAAUCUUAUUUAUAAAGUUUCUGCGUAGCCAAAGAUAAGGCAUGAGCCCUAGAGUUAAUUAAAAUGCACUUUAUAGUGUAUAUAAACUGUGUAAAUGAAUUUAGUCCUUUGAUUUUUAUCCACUGAUUAAUAUUUUAAAUAGAUAUUAAAUCUUAUCUUCCUGUACACUCAAUGAGUUUGUGUAUAUAUAUAUAUUUUAUAUAUGUGUGUGAAGAGCAAUACAACAAAAAUGAAUUAUAUUUAUAUAAUAGUUUAAUAAACUGGUUCAUUAAUGAUAUUGUUCUGCUUUCUGAUUUGACCAUACUGUGUACAUACAGAGAUAUUAAUUACAAUGUGGAAGUCACAUGAUGCUGUCCGCUAUAAGGUGAGAUGAGGGAAAAGGAAUCCGAAUGUAGGUAGCAGCAAGGAAUCUAUCCUGGCAGUAGCCAGCUUUUAUCAUUUAGAAAUGUGUGUAUUGUUUACUUAAUUACUGUUAAGCCAACUCCGUUUGUAGAGAGCAGAGACGUUCAUUUAACCUUUUUUUUUUUUUUUCCUCUAGCACUGCAAUAAAAAGCUCCCAGUGUGUACAUAGUGAUGCGUAUCAUCAGAAAACACUGUAUCAGAGCUUUACAGUAAUUGGGAGCAUAGAUCAGAGCUCCACAGACGUAAAAGGUCCCAUUAAUGUGCAUUGACAACGUAACAGAGCUCUACAGCCAUAAGCUUCACAGUAAUGUGCAGCAUUUCAGUGUAUCAGAGCUCCACAGCAAUAAAACUCACAGUAAUGUGCAGCAUUUCAGUGUAUCAGAGCUCCACAGCAAUAAAACUCACAAAGGGUGUGUGUGAGUAUGACAUAGCGGUGUAGUAAUGGUUUAAACCGUAGGGAAUGUAUUUACAUAUUAGUUGCAUAAAUGGCUUCCUUUGGUCCUAUUGUAAAUCUUUCCACCUCGUAUAUACCCAUACGCAGUCACUGUCUGUACAUGUUCCCGGUCUGGUUUGUAUGUAGAAAUUAUUAACUGGUGAUUAUUCGUGGUGUCACUCACUCAGCUGGAAAUGUUUGAAGAAUGGAAGGUAAUUGUACAUUUUAAACUAAUCCCACAUAUAUUCCAAGUUCAGCAAAUUACUCUGACGGUUACACUAUAUCCACAGAUGACACAAUGUAAGUAAUUAAAUUCCUAUAUUUAUUGGCAUAGUUAAUUAAAUCCCAGAAACAUUCAUUCAUGAGGUUACACCCUAAUAAACAGUGGCAGUACUACUGAGCACGUGUGGCAGUAACAAGCAGAGGGUAUUUGGCAGUACCCUGGCUGUGCCCAUUUCCAUGGGCAGUAUGUAAAAUAUCAGAUUCCCAGCAUAAGCCCCUACACCCUAUAAGGUAGUAAUUAAUUAAGGCAGGAUUGAUUAUUUAACAGCAGAAAUAAAAUGAUAUGAAAUAGUGCUAUUUUCUCGUAAUUCUAAUAAAACACUGACCCAUUAUCUAAAUACUUCAAUGAAGUGGUCAGAGUGUGACAGAUAAUUAUUAGUAACGAGGAUUAUAAUCACCGCAGUGUACGUGGGCUGUAUUGCUGUAACACUGGAUGGGCUAAAGAUCAGUUCUGGCUCGUAACAUGGAGGAGUUUACAUGUUCCUGCCAGAAGCUCCACUUUUAACAUUUUGCUCAAGAACUGUAUUUUAUGGAUGUAAACUAAUUUCCUCUUUAAGUAACUAAACCUCCCAAAAUGCUCCACCAGCUAGUGGCCAGGUAGGGGUACUUCAAUCAUAGCUGCAGUGCCAAGACUAGAAAUCAACAAUCUACAUCUUCAUGGAAAUGCUAUAAGAAUGUGUGUUAGUAGUGUUUGGAACACCCAAUAUAUACAAACACUACUAAGACAUGCUGUUUAUUUCAAUGGGAGAGCCUGCACAGACACAUCUCUCUGAAGUUUGAUGUCUAAUUUAUACUACAGAUCUCAAACCUUUUUGGUUCCCAGCAGGAAGGCAAUAGAGCAGUGGUUCCCAACUCAAGGCAUUCAAACAGGUUAUUGCUAUCGCUGUUAGAAUGGAUUUGGAAAACCCCUGACUGUCUGUGUCUUGCACUGCAUUGGGAAGCAUGGUUUUUAGAGCAUUAAUUAAAUAUACACAAGUCAUUUUAUUGGUCCCAUAACCCUGUCGCAUACCUGCAUUCAGCAAAAUAACAGAACACACACGGUAAAAGCUAUUAAAACGUCUUAAAAUACAAACAUUUGCAUGUAAGAUUUAACCCUAAGCUGGCUGUGCUGAUGCUAAAGUUAAAUUAGAACCAGCCAUUGGGUAACAGAUCUUUAAGUGGGGAAUAUAGAAAAUGCACUUUGCAGGAUGGAAUAUGUAGGGAACCUUAGAGACUGGCAAGAAAAUGAAUGUGAUUUUUAUCGUAUACAAGGGUAUGAAUAUUCUCAUAUAAAAAUAAAAUUCUAUACGGAUUCCUUAGACGUUGUAUCCACUUACAGCCCACUCUACAAUGACACAUGCCCUAAACAUGAAUCCGUGUUCCAGAUUGUGUAUAAAAUAUUGUAUGUUAUGGUAAUAAGAUCCUUGCAUAGAUGGCCAUUUGACACUAAAACGCACAUUGACCCCCGAUUGGUAUCGUGGGGGGGGGCAUAUUAUCAAAGCUUCAUGAAUAUGUAAACGUAUUUUAUUUGAUCCCAGUGGAAUACGAAUCAGAAGAUUGCGUGACAAUAGAAAUCUGUAAGAGAGAACGAAU